This is a messenger RNA of Coregonus sp. 'balchen', 45687 nucleotides long. The record is from the annotation of a GenBank genome assembly. Lineage: Eukaryota; Metazoa; Chordata; Actinopteri; Salmoniformes; Salmonidae.
AUGACACCUCCUUCAGACCGUCUGGCCUCCAUGUUCCUCAGCUCUCUGCUCCACCACCAUGUCUCUCACCUCCUUCAGACCGUCUGGCCUCCAUGUUCCUCAGCUCUCUGCUCCACCACCAUGUCUCUCACCUCCUUCAGACCGUCUGGCCUCCAUGUUCCUCAGCUACGCUCUCUGCUCCACCACCAUGUCUCUCACCUCCUUCAGACCGUCUGGUCUCCAUGUUCCUCAGCUACGCUCUCUGCUCCACCACCAUGUCUCUCACCUCCUUCAGACCGUCUGGCCUCCAUGUUCCUCAGCUCUCUGCUCCACCACCAUCAGGGGUGGGGGUCUGGCCGCUCUACUGUUUGUGGUUUGUUUCUGUAGCUUCAGUCCCUUGUCUUUCCUCUUACCCCCUCCAUUCUCUCCCUGACCCCAUGCCCCAGACAGACAGUCCCUCUGAGCCGUCCUCUCUCUCUCCCUGAGCCCAUGCCCCAGACAGACAGUCCCUCUGAGCCGUCCUCUCUCUCUCCCUGAGCCCAUGCCCCAGACAGACAGUCCCUCUGAGCCGUCCUCUCUCUCUCCCUGAGCCCAUGCCCCAGACAGACAGUCCCUCUGAGCCGUCCUCUCUCUCUCCCUGAGCCCACAGCAACACCAGCUGAGCUACAGCACCCCUCAUUCUGAAAUGACAAACUCUUCAGACAUCCGAGAGCAAAUACUGACAACAACUACAGUAUCAACGGCAGCUUUAAAAUGAGCCGGCUAUCUGGAGUCAGUGGAACAGGAAACGGACAAUAAAGCCUGUUAAUACCUAACCUGUAUACCUUGGCCGUGAUUUAAUCCGAUCAUGCUUGUCGACAACGCAGCUUUUGAAGGCGUUAUUACCGCGUUAGCAGAGAUAGCGUUCAAGGUAAACGCUGAAGAUGUUGGCUCAAAUGGAAAUUACCUUUAAAGGUCCCGCACAGUCAUCCUAUUUCCCAAGUAAAAAUAGCCUUAGAAUGACCAAAACAUCGGCCACAAUAUUUUUGACGGAAACGGUACCUUUCCCUCAUCUGUACCUAUCAGGAAGCCUGAAAGAACAGAGUGGGUGGAGAUUAUAUUCAGGAGCUCCCCUUGACUGACAGCUCUUUGAAACCCUUUUGUGGUCGUUGCCAGGUAACGAGGUAACAAUGGGCCACAUGCCGCUGAAGACAAGGUAAACAAUAGGCCAUAUGUCAUUCCUACAGUAAAUAGUAUGCCUCAACCCAUUUUCUCUGCAAAACCCUCUCAUGGUCAACAGAGCUGAUCAUGGACUGUUGGAUAUCAGACAAACAGCAGCAAUACACAAUGGCAUUUCUAUUGUUUUGUAGCUAAUUACAGAAUACAGUUCACUGAUUUAUUGGUGUCUCUGCAUUAGCAUUAUGAAUGAAAAUAUAUUCACAAUUGUAUGUAUUGAUCAGGCAUUUAUUUGAUUAUUUACAACAGGCUAGUAUAGCCGAAAUAUUGAUCAACAUCAACACUCAUGAGACAUAGAGGUGAGACAUAGAGGUGAGACAUAGAGGUGAGACAUAGAGGUGAGACAUAGAGGUGAGACAUAGAGGUGAGACAUAGAGGUGAGACAUAGAGGUGAGACAUAGAGGUGAGACAUAGAGGUGAGACAUAGAGGUGAGACAUAGAGGGGAGACAUAGAGGUGAGACAUAGAGGGGAGACAUAGAGGUGAGACAUAGAGGUGAGACAUAGAGGUGAGACAUAGAGGGGAGACAUAGAGGUGAGACAUAGAGGGGAGACAUAGAGGUGAGACAUAGAGGUGAGACAUAGAGGUGAGACAUAGAGGUGAGACAUAGAGGUGAGACAUAGAGGUGAGACAUAGAGAUGAGAGCCAUAAGCCUAACAUAGGCAGUGUGCAGGACCCAUUGAUUCAUACAAUUUGUGUCUGAUGCUUGAAGAAAAAAACAACACAAAGUAACAAUGUGAUGUCAUACUUGUAUUUGUGAGAGGUAUUGACAUGUUGAAAGCACCGAGCUGUCUGUUUGAACUACUGGCGCACAGCUCGGACACCCAUGCAUACCCCACAAGACAUGCCACCAGAGGUCUCUUCACAGUCCCCAAGUCCAGAGCAGACUAUGGGAGGCGCACAGUAUUACACAGAGCCAUGACUACAUGGAACUCUGUUCAACAUCAAGUAACUGAUGCCAGCAGUAGAAUCAGAUUUAAAAAACAGAUAAAAAUACACCUUAUGGAACAGCGGGGACUGUGAAGCAACACAAACAUAGGCACAGACACAUGCAUACACACACAUGAUAACAUACACACUAUACACACACGUACACAUGGAUUUUGUACUGUAGAUAUGUGGUAGUGGAGUAGGGGCCUGAGGGAACACAGUGUGUUGUGAAAUCUGUUAUGAAUGUAUUGUAAUGUUUUUAAAAUGUAUAACUGCCUUAAUUUUGCUGCACCCCAGGAAGAGUAGCUGCUGCCUUGGCAAGAACUAAUGGGGAUCCAUAAUAAAUACAAAUACAAAUAUCACAUAGAAGUGAAUGACUUAGGCUUUAGGAAAUGCAACCUACUACAGAGAUUGAUGGGAGGGGAGGGGGAGAGGAGGGGGAGAGGAGGGGGAGGGGAGGGGGAGAGGAGAGGGAGGGGAGGGGGAGAGGAGGGGGAGAGGAGGGGGACCCAUGUAACCCGCUUCAGUCACCCAUUUGGCUUCAGUCACCCACUUGGCUUAAAUCAUCCCCAAGAUUGAAUCGGGAGACAAAUCCAGCUAUGGCCUCCUCUCACACUGGGCAGACAGGGGUCCAGGGAUGGACAUAUCAGGCCUCUCUCACUGGGCAGACAGGGGUCCUGGGAUGGACAUAUCAGGCCUCUCUCACUGGGCAGACAGGGGUCCAGGGAUGGACAGAUCAGGCCUCACACACUGGGCAGACAGGGGUCCUGGGAUGGACAUAUCAGGCCUCACAUACUGGGCAGACAGGGGUCCUGGGAUGGACAUAUCAGGCCUCACACACUGGGCAGACAGGGGUCCUGGGAUGGACAUAUCAGGCCUCUCUCACUGCUGCGGUGGUUGCUUGGGAAACUGUGCAGACAGAGUAGAUGUUGAAUUUUCUAAAAUGUCUAUCAUUACAGUUUGAUGAUAGUGGAAAGAGAAAAUGAGAUGGAAAGUGAAAUAAUAAUCCCCCCUAAUCAUCAUGAUUAGCCCCAACGACACAGGCUACAUCAACUGUAAGAUAACAACCACACAAUGGAAAUAUGAUUUUCAGGGGUAAAUCACAAAUACUAUACACACCACAACUCCUUUUGUGGGCAACAUUCCUCCGUGUCAGCUGUGUGCUGGCAGUUCUCAGACUGUAGGGGGCCAUUCCUCCGUGUCAGCUGUGUGCUGGCAGUUCUCAGACUGUAGGGGGCCAUUCCUCCGUGUCAGCUGUGUGCUGGCAGUUCUCAGACUGUAGGGGGCCAUUCCUCCGUGUCAGCUGUGUGCUGCAGUUCUCAGACUGUAGGGGGCCAUUCCUCCGUGUCAGCUGUGUGCUGGCAGUUCUCAGACUGUAGGGGGCCAUUCCUCCGUGUCAGCUGUGUGCUGGCAGUUCUCAGACUGUAGGGGGCCAUUCCUCCGUGUCAGCUGUGUGCUGGCAGUUCUCAGACUGUAGGGGGCCAUUCCUCCGUGUCAGCUGUGUGCUGGCAGUUCUCAGACUGUAGGGGGCCAUUCCUCCGUGUCAGCUGUGUGCUGGCAGUUCUCAGACUGUAGGGGGCCAUUCCUCCGUGUCAGCUGUGUGCUGGCAGUUCUCAGACUGUAGGGGGCCAUUCCUCCGUGUCAGCUGUGUGCUGGCAGUUCUCAGACUGUAGGGGGCCAUUCCUCCGUGUCAGCUGUGUGCUGGCAGUUCUCAGACUGUAGGGGGCCAUUCCUUCGUGUCAGCUGUGUGCUGGCAGUUCUCAGACUGUGUGCUGGCAGUUCUCAGACUCAAUGUAGGGGGCUUAUGGAUGGAACAACAACCAUAUAGUGACAAUCAGGUGUGUUACAGAAAAUAUACCAUUCACAAGUCAAAGCGGCAGGUAGCUUAGUGGUUAAGAGUGUUGUGCCAGCAACCGAAAGGUCGCUGGUUCUGGAGCUGACUAGGUCAAAAAUCUGUUGAUGUGCCCUUGCGCAAGGCACUUAACUCUAAUUGCUCCUGUAAGUCACUCUGGAUAAGAGCAUCUGCUAAAUGACAAAAUAUAUAUAUAAUAAAAAAAUAAGAAUCUGCUGCUGUCAGAUGUCUUCAUUCUUCAGAAAAUACUGUAAGGUUAAAUUUACACUAUGGCACCCAGUCACGCCACAGUGUGCUUUUGCCGGCAUGCUGGUUAGUAGCUUGCUAGCUAACAGUCACGCCACAGUGUGCUUUUAGCUAGCUAACAGUCACGCCACAGAUGAAAGGUUACCAGUAUCUUUGGUCAUACGUUCAGCUUGAUUUAGUAUCUCAAGAACAAAGCCAAAGCAAGGCGUAGGCGCACAUGUGAUGCCGGUUUUAAGGCGGUACAGAACUUAAAAUUAGGUUAAGAUGAUGACGCGAACUAUUGGUGGAUGAAAGGGAAAGCGAAGAAAAACAACAAUAAAAAACAAAAACAAAAAACCCCCCCCCCACCCCACCCCCCCCCCCCCCCCCCCAACACCCCACCCCACCCCUCUCUCUCUGUCUCUCUCUCUCUCUCUCUCUCUCUCCUCUUAUCUCUCUAUCUCUCUCUCUCUCUGUCUGUCUCUCUCUCUCUCUCUCUCUCUCUCUCUCUCUCUCUCUCUCUCUCUCUCUCUCAAUGGUAUGGUAUAAUUUACGGCUAACACCCUAACUAAUGCCAGGCCUGUAUUUAGCAUACCAUCUUUGCCCAAUCACGGUUAAUGCCCUAUCGCCAGGUGGAUUAGCGGGAAGGUCAUGAUUUUUGAUAUCAUUGGAGCAGCUACGACUGUAGCCAGUAAAAAGCUCUAUUUUUGGAAACGCUCAUCAUUUCCUAAAACCAAAAUCCUCAAAAUCCUUUUGAUUUUAAUACUUUUAAUAGCAUUGGAGGUCAUAUUUCUGUGUCAAAAAUGUGUCUGUGUUUCCUGUCUGUCUGUUUCCUGUCUGUGUGUUUCCUGUCUGUGUGUUCCUGUCUGUCUGUUUCCUGUCUGUCUGUUUCCUGUCUGUGUGUUUCCUGUCUGUGUGUUUCCUGUCUGUUGUUUCCUGUCUGUGUGUUUCCUGUCUGUCUGUUUCCUGUCUGUCUGUUUCCUGUCUGUUGUUGGGGUCUGUGGUUCCUGUUGUUGUUUCUGUCUGUUUUCCUGUCUGUGUUUUUGGUAUCUCUGCUGGUUGUUCCUGUUGUUUCUGCUGUUGUCGUUCGGUUCGGGUCUGUGUUUUGCUUGGGUUUCUGUGUGUCAUGUGUUUUGGUUUCGCUGUUCUUUGGUCGUGGUUCGUUCGUUUGUCGGUUGGGUGUGUUUGUUGUCGUUCUGUUGUGUUGUUGUGUCGGUCGUGCGUCAUCUUCGUCUGUUGUUCAGGUACUCGGUUCGGUCUUCGUCGUGUCUUCGUUGUUGUGUGUCGGUCGUUUCGGUGUCAGGUUCGUUCAGUGGUUCGGUUCGGUGUUCAUGUGGUGUCAGGUGUGUGUUCGUGUCUUGUACGUGUCGGUGUUCUGUAGUGUUGUUUCGGUGUUCGGUUGUCGGUGUCGUGUUAGGUUGGUGUACGGUUGUUUGUCCGGUGUAUCGUUUAUGUUGUUUAGGUUUCGGUGUCGGUUGUUCGGUAGGUCUGUUCUGUUGGUUUCGUGUUUGUUCAGGUGUUGGUGUGUGUUCGGGUAUCGGUGUUCGGGUUAGGUGUUUUCGUGUUCAGGUGUCAGGUGUAUGUGUAUCAGUGUACGGUGUACGGUGUUGUGAUCGGUGUUAGUCGGUGUAUCAGGUGUAUCAGGUGUUAGGUGUUCAUGGUGUUUCUGUACGUGUGUGGUAGUUCAGGUGUAUCAGGUGUAUCAGUGUAUCAGGUGUACCAGGUGUACAGGGUUCGUGUGUUGUAUCAGGUGUAUCAGGUGUAUCAGUGUAGUGUAGCUACGGUGUUAUCAGGUGUAUCAGGUGUUAGGUGUAUCAGUGUAUCGGUGUAUCAGGUGUUCGGUGUAUCAGGUUUGUCAGGUGUAUCAGGUUGUAUCAGGUGUAUCAGGUGUACAGGUGUAUCAGGUGUAAGUUCGGUGUACAGGUGUAUCAGGUGUUCAGGUGUAUACAGGUGUAUUCAGGUUCGUUCAGGUGUAGUGUGGUAGUCAGGUGUAUCAGGUUGUAUCAGGUGUAUCAGUUCGGUGUACAGGUGUUUGUAUCAGGUGUAUCAGGUGUAUCAGGUGUUAUCAGGUGUAUCAGGUGUUUGUACCGGUUUUUUGUACGUUCAGGUUGUUAUCCAGGUGUAUCAGGUUGUUGAUCAGUGUAUCGUGUUACCGGUGUAUCAGGUUGUAUCAGUGUUGUAUCAGGUGUUCAGGUUGUAUUGCGGUGUAUCGUGUUUCGUGUAUCAGGUGUAUCAGGUUUUGGUUCGGUUGUUCAUGUUAGGUUCGUUAGUGUACCAGGUGUUCAGGUGUAUCAGGUGUGUAUCAGGUGUAUCAGGUGUUCAGUGUUCAGGUGUAUCAGGUCUGUACCAGGUGUAUCAGGUGUACGGGUUUAUCAGGUGUUGUUAUCAGGUGUAUCAGGUGUUCAGUAUACAGGUGUAUCAGGUGUUCGUGUUGGUUAUCAGGUGUAUCAGGUGUAUAGGUGUAUCAGGUUGUAUCAGGUUGUACGUGUAUCAGGUUUGUUACCAGGUGUAUCAGGUUGUAUCAGGUGUAUCAGGUGUUGUAUCAGUGUUUAUGUAUGGUGUAUCAGGUGUAUCAGGUCAUGUAUCAGGUGUUACAGGUGUACAGGUGUAUCAGGUGUAUCAGGUGUACAGGUUCGGUGUAUCAGGUGUAUAGGUGUAUCAGGUGUAUCCAGUGUAUCAGGUGUACAGGUGUUCAGGUGUACCGGUGUUGUAUCAGGUGUUCAGUUAGGUGUAUCAGGUGUAUCAGGUGUUUAUCAGGUGUACGGACGGUGUAUGUGUGGUUACUCAGGUGGUAUCAGGUGUGUAUCAGGUGUAUCAGGUGUACAGGUGUUGUAUCAGGGUGUACAGGUGUAUCAGGUGUAUCAGGUGUACCAGGUGUAGUAUGGUAUCAGGUGUAUCAGUGUUGUAUCAGGUGUAUCAGGUGUGUACAGGUGUAUCAGGUGUAUCAGGUGUUGGGUACAGGUGUUACUAGGUGUAUCAGGUGUAUCAGGUGUAUCAGGGUUCAGGUGUAUCAGGUGUAUCAGGUGUAUCAGGUGUAUCAGGUGUACCAGGUGUAUCAGGUGUAUCAGGUGUAUCAUAAGGUUAUCAGGUGUACAGUGGUACAGGUGUAGUUACAGGUGUAUCAGGUGUUGUGUAUCAGGUGUAUCAGGUGUUCAGGUGUACAGGUGUAUCAGGUUGUGUAUUCAGGUGUACUGAGUGAAAUUUACAGGUGUAUCAGGUGUAUCAGGUGUAUCAGGUGUAUCAGGUGUUGAUCAGGUGUUAGGUGUACAGGUGUAUAGGUGUAUCAGGGUUGGUAUACAGGUUUGGUAUCAGGUUGUAUCAGGUGUAUAGUCAGGUUGUAUACAGGGUUGUUGGUGACUAGGUGUAUCAGGUGUAUCGUACAGGUGUAAGGUGUACAGGUGUAUCAGGUGUAUCAGGGUGUAUCAGGUGUAUCAGGUGACGGUGUAGUAUCAGGGUAUCAGUGUAUCAGGUGUAUCAGGGUGUAUCAGGUGUACGUCAGGUGGUAUCAGGGUGUCAGGUGAUCGUGUAUCAGGUGUAUCAGGUUGGUAUCAGGUGUAUCAGGUGUAUCAGGUGUUGUAUCAGGUGUAUCAGGUGUCAUGUCAGGUGUAUCAGAAGGGUUGUAUCAGGUGUAUGAUCAGGUGUAUCAGGUGUACAGUGUAGGGUAUCAGGUUGUAUCAGGGUUGUAUCAGGUGGUAUCAGGGUUGGUGAUCAGGUGUAUCAGGUGUAUCAGGUGUAUCAGGUGUAUCAGGUGUAUCAGGUGUAUCAGGUGUACCAGGUGUAUCAGGUGUAUCAGGUGUAUCAGGUGUAUCAGGUGUAUAAGGUGUACCAGGUGUAAUCACAAGGUGUAUCAGGUGUAUCAGGUGUUAGUGUAUAAGGUGUAUACAGGUGUGUAUCAGGUGUAUAGGUGUAUAAGGUGUAUCAGGUGUAUCAGGUGUAUCCGGGUGUAUUCAGGUGUUCAGGGUAUCAGGUGUAUCCAGGUGUAUUCAGGUGUACCAGUUGUGUCCGGUGUUCAGGUUUCAGUGUACCAGGUGUAUCAGGUGUAUCAGGUGUAUCAGGUGUAUCAGGUGUAUAAGGUGUAUCAGGUCGGUUGUAUCAGGUGUACCAGGUGUGUCAGGUGUAUCAGGUGUACCAGGUGUAUCAGGUGUAUCAGGUGUACCAGGUGUACCAGGUGUACCAGGUGUAUCAGGUGUAUCAGCAGAUUUCUGUUUGGACACACCUACUCAUUCAAGGGUUUUUCUUUAUUUUUAAUAUUUUUUACAUUGUAGAAUAAUAGUGAAGACAUCAAAACUAUGAAAUAACACAUAUGGAAUUAUGUAGUAACCCAAAAAGUGUUAAACAAAUCAAAAUAUAUUUGAGAUUUGAGAUUCUUCAGAUAGCCACCCCUGAAAGCGUUAUACAAAUUCGUUCAAACUUUUAUCAACUAUAUACAUUUACAUACUUAUCCAUAAAAUAACCCACCAACAGUAACUCUUGAACCGUUCAAGCUAGAGACACCAAACCAACUCAGGCUAUCCUAACUUCAUCUACCUACUUUCUCAACUAUAACCAGUCACCACCAUUAAUACUGCAGACACUACCACCACUUUCACGUAUUUCAAAACCAUACACACUUUAAAACCAGCUAGCAAACACACCACACUUUCUUCAGGAAAUGUACAUUUAGCCUAAAUAGUUUAUUUCUUAGAUAGACCCACAGCUAGCUAUCAGUAGGUCUACAUACAAACAUAUUCUACAUAGUUCUUCAACUACCACAAACAUAAUUUAAGAGCGGUCAUGACUAGAUGCACCAUCAUAUUUCUCUCCCCAAAUAAUAGCCUACAACUUUCUAAUCAUUAUAUCAUCAUUCAACUAAAAUCAAACUUCAUUCACACUGCACGUUUUUUAAAAAGUAAAUCAUGCAUUUAUUGAUUCAGAGUUUAUUCCCGGACAGAAGAUCCUCUGUCUUUCUUCUUUUAGUUUUCACACACAACAACUGUAGUUUAGACAUUUUUGUGAUCUAACUGCCCCGAAAUCCAAAGUAAUAUGGUUGAUAUAGUAGUCUAUCAAAGUAAUCUGACCAAUAAUUUUGUUACUAUAUGUAACUGAUUUUCCUUAAAUAGUAAACUAAACGUUUUUAUACUUCUACCACUACCACAAAAAUAUUUUAAGGAAUUAAAGCAAGUCCCACCAAUUGUACUUCAUGUACAAUUACCAUCUAGUUAUUAUUUUUAUUUUUUAGCAUGCCGUUCAAACGUACACUUUUUGGGGAUAUCUUUUAUAAUUUUUAAGUUAUCAUUUAAUUGUUGUGUUCUUUUAGUUCUCCAUCCACUUUCAAGGCAUUUCCACAACAUUCUAAAGGCCCCAUUAUGACAUCUUCACUUCCAACAUUCCAUUCACCGUAAAUGCAACAACGCAACUUUUGACAAAAAUCUUCUACUUUGACCACGAAAUCUUCCUCUACUUCUCAGCUUUUCAAAUCUGUUCGCGGAACAAAAAUAUCCACUACGGAUGUAACGAUACAGCUGUUUUAGUAACUGCAUUAACUAUUUUUUUAAAUAACUUUUUCCAAACAACUGUCGUUUUGACCACUCUCCCCAACAACUUAGACAAACACUUAGAGCAUAUGAAAUCUUACUCUACCUCUCUGCUAUUCAAAUCUGGUAUCAGAACAUAAUUAUCUUCUACCAAUACCAAGUUACAGCUGUUUGUAGGAGUUUAUAGCAGUGUUGCCAACUAAUUUUCAGGGGAAGUUGCUAGAGGCAGGUCGAUUUGUUGCUAAAAGUUGCUAAAUGACAUUGUGAUGUCAUUGCGUCAUGACGUCAUUACGUAAUAACGUAAAACUGCGUCAUUACAUAGAAUAGACAAUAACGUUACUGAAAUUGACCGGCCGUCUCAGCUACAAACAUGAUUUGACAUUUGUUAGUUUAGAUUUGUUUGUUUAUGAUCACAUAUUUUUAUUUGAAAAAAGCAAAAUAAUUUUAUAUGAUCAGAUAUUUUUAUUUGUAAACACAACACAUUGAAUUAUUGAACAAUUAAACAUUACACAUUAUUGAACAAGUACAUUUUAUUUAUUUUCUUAUUAACUAGUAAGCCUACACAUUCUGAACAAUUACAGUUUUAAGCAGUGUAUAGGUAGUUAGUUAACAUGCUACCUAACUGAUCAACAAUUAUAGGUACAAGCUAAUAACCAGGUAUAUCUGCUAUCUUAUUGAACAAGCAACUUAACUCAAAUAAUGAUGUGUGCGCUAGGCAUCUCUCUCCAGCUCUCUCCAGGUUGUUGUGCUGAUUGGCUGGCCUGCUGCUUGGCUGGCCUGCUGAUUGGCUGGCCUGCUGCUGCCUGUGCACGAGCUGAGCGCCUGCUGCUGACGUCACUCACAAUGCCCUUUUGCAGCCAGCCAGGCACGUGUGUUGUGACUGAGUGUGUGACAGAGAAAAUCGUUUUUUGUGUCAUUUAGAGAGAAAAUGCGUUGCAUUUUAGCGUUUGGGUCACUUUUCAUUAUUGAGCCAAACGGAACUGUUGCUAUGGAUACUCACAAAAUAUAGAGGGUACGACAUCUUGGUCUACUUCGCUGCUAUUUAAAUCUGGAAUCAGAACAGAAUUAUUAUGAACCGUUCAAGCUAGAGACACCAAACCAACGUUCACAUGUUUAGGCUAUCCUAACUUCAAAUUCUGAAAAACUUUGAUCAACUAUAACUAUAGAAAUGUACAUACAUUUGCAUGAAAUAACUCACCAACAGUAACUCUUGAACCGUUCAAGCUAGAUACACCAAACCAACUUUAAAAUGUUCAGGCUAUCCUAACUUCAAAUUCUUUCAAACUUGUAUAAACUAUAUAAAUUAGCAUAAAUUAGCAUAACAUAACCCAGCAACAGUAACUCUGUUCAAACUAGAGACACCAAACCAACUUCACAUGUUCAGGCUAUCCUAUCCACUGCCACGAAAAUACUUUUAAAGAGCGGACGCAAGUCACACAAUCUUUCUUCAUGGAAAAUUACCAUCUAUAGUGCCUUCGGAAAGUAUUCAGACCCCUUCCCUUUUUCCACAUUUUGUUACGUUACAGCCUUUUUCUAAAAUUGAUUAAAUACUUUUUUCCCCUCAUCAAUCUACACACAAUACCCCAUCAAAUGUAUUAAAAAUAAAAACAGAAAAACCUUAUUUACAUAAGUAUUCAGACCCUUUGCUAUGAGACUCGAAAUUGAGCUUAGGUGCAUCCUGUUUCAAUUGAACAUCCUUGAGAUGUUUCUACAACUUGAUUGGAGUCCAUCUGUGGUAAAUUCAAUUGAUUAGACAUGAUUUGGAAAGGCACACACAUGUCUAUAUAAGGUCCCACAGUUGACAGUGCAUGUCAGAGCAAAAACCAAGACAUGAGGACUAAGGAAUUAUCCGUAGAGUUCUGAGACAAGAUUGUGUCGGAGCUCAGAUCUGGGGAAGGGUACCAAAACAUUUAUGCAGCAUUGAAGGUCCCCAAGAACACAGUGGCUUCCAUCAUUCUUAAAUGGAAGAAGUUUGGAACCACCAAAACUCUUCCUAGAGCAGGCCGCCCGGCCAAACUGAGCAAUCGGGGGAGAAGGGCCUUGGUCAGGGAGGUGACCAAGAACCUGAUGGUCACUCUGACAGAGCUCCAGAGUUCCUCUGUAGAGAUCGGAGAUCCUUCCAGAAGGACAACCAUCUCAGCAGCACUCCACCAAUCAGGCCUUUAUGGUAGAGUGGCCAGACAGAAGAUGUGGAAAAAGUAAAGGGGUCUGAAUACUUCGUAGUUACCUACGAUCUCUCUCUCUUCAGCUCCUCCACAUCCCUCUCACUGGCUGUUAAUCUGGUUUCCAGGACUACACAGACAGGAAAAUAAAACAUUUACAAUCAACCUAGAAAGAGUUAACUUACAAGGACAUGAAAAGAAACACAAGUUAACUAAACAGUCAACCCUGAAUUAUAAAAUACCUGUAUUAUUUCAAGCAUCAACAAACAAACAUCACCAACAUAUUAUAAUAAAAUAAUGACCUGCAUUCUCUCCCAGCUCCUCCUCCUUCUUGGUGAGUCAAAGAUCAAAUCGUUGCUACUUUGCCUGGUCCUCACUGUCCUUCAGUCUGACCUCCAUGUUCCUCUGCUCCAUCAGCUGUCCAGAUGUCAGGGGAAGUGGUGGUCCUGACCUCUCGUCUGUUAAUGGGUCUGUAGCUUCAGUCUCUUGACUCUCGAUCAAACUGCAGUGCCUUAAGAAUGUAUUCAUACCCCUUGACUUAUUCCACAGUUACAGCCUGCAUUCAAAAUGGAUUACAUUGAUUUUAUUUCUCUAACCCAUCUACACACCAUAAUGACAAAGUUGAAAACAUAUUUUUUGAAAUGUUUGCAAAUAUAUUGAAAAUGAAAUACAGAAAUAUCUCAAUUAUAUACACUACCGUUCAAAAGUUUGGGGGUCACUUAGAAAUGUCCUUGUUUUCCAUGAAAACAUACAUUAAAUUAGUUUGAAUAGGAAAUAUAGCAAAAUGCAUCGGAAAUGUAGUCAUUGACAAGGUUAGAAAUAAUGAUUUUUAAUUGAAAUAAUAAUUGUGCCCUUUCGUCAAAGAAUCCUCCAUUUGCAGCAAUUACAGCCUUGCAGACCUUUGGCAUUGUAGUUGUCAAUUUGUUGAGGUAAUCUGAAGAGAUGUCACCCCAUGGUUCCUGAAGCACCUCCCACAAGUUGGAUUGGCUUGAUGGGCACUUUUUACGUACCAUACGGUCAAGCUCCACAACAGCUCAAUAGGGUUGAGAUCCGGUGACUGUGCUGGCCUCUCCAUUAUAGACAGAAUACCAGCUGACUGCUUCUUCCCUAAAUAGUUAUUGCAUAGUUUGGAGCUGUGCUUUGGGUCAUUGUCCUGUUGUAGGAGGAAAUUGGCUCCAAUCAAGCGCCGUCCACAGGGUAUGGCAUGGCGUUGCAAAAUGGAGUGAUAGCCUUCCUUCCUCAAGAUCCAUUUUACCCUGCACAAAUCUCCCACUUUACCACCGCCAAAGCAUCCCCAGACCAUCACAUUGCCUCCACCAUGCUUGACAGAUGGCAUCAAGCACUCCUCCAGCAUCUUUUCAAAUGUUCUUCUUUGUGAUCCGAACACCUCAAACUUCGAUUUGUCUGUCCAUAACACUUUUUUCCAAUCUUCCUCAGUGUCUGUGUUCUUUUGCCCAGCUUAAUCUUUUAUUUUUAUUGGCCAGUCUGAGAUAUGGAAGGUCAGCAUCCCGGAGUCGCCUCUUCACUGUUGACGUUGAGACUGGUGUUUUGCGGGUACUAUUGAAUGAAGCUGCCAGUUGAGGACCUGUGAGGCGCCUGUUUCUCAAACUAGACACUCUAAUGUAUUUGUCCUCUUGCUCAGUUGUGCACCAGGGCCUCCCACUCCUCUUUCUAUUCUGGUUAGAGACAGUUUGCGCUGUUCUGUGAUCUCAGCGAUCACUGCCUCACACAGAACAAAGCGGGUUUGUUAAAAAGCGUUUAUCCAAGGGCAGUUUGGGUAAAUGCCAGAUUGGCUGAUCCAUCUUUAGCCCAGUGGGUCUGUCUAAAUUGGGCCGGUGUGGGGACUUUGAGGGGGGAAAAUGGGCCGGUGUGGGGACUUUGGAGGGGGGAAAAUGGGCCGGUGUGGGGACUUUGAGGGGGGAAAAUGGGCCAGUGUGGGGACUUUGGAGGGGGGAAAAUGGGCCGGUGUGGGGACUUUGAGGGGGGAAAAUGGGCCAGUGUGGGGACUUUGAGGGGGGGAAAUGGGCCGGUGUGGGAACUUUGAUGGGGGAAAAUGGGCCAGUGUGGGGACUUUGAGGGGGGAAAAUGGGCCAGUGUGGGGACUUUGAUGGGGGAAAUGGGCCGGUGUGGGGACUUUGAUGGGGGGGAAAAUGGGCCGGUGUGGGGACCUUGAGGGGGGAAAAUGGGCCGGUGUGUUAGAAAUGCCCAGGCCGAUUUCUGGUCCCAAAAUACCAGGUGAAAAAAUACCCACAAACCCUUAUGCGGACACUGCUGUGCAAACACAGACAGCGACGUGAGUUGUAGCCUAGUCCAGUCCAGUCUGAUCUGGUCCUGGGUACUGACUGAUGCAGGUGGAGAGUAGGGAUGUGUGUGACAAUACUAGUUAAAUUCACUAAGUAAACUACCGUAAAUGUAGAAUACACAGUAGUAGUCAAUGUGUGGGAAGAGAGUAGUCUGAUAUCAAACUAAUGCCGUCUCCAUCCGUACCAUGGUCUUGUUGCGGACAGUUACAACCCUUUUUGCAUUCGUAUAAAAAUUGACUGCUGCUGUCGUCCUUAUGUUUUUUUCCUCCUUCUUUAUGUAACGAACGGAAGAUUCAUUGAUUCCGUAAUGGCGAGCAACGGCUGCAUAGCUUUUACCUUCCCUUAGCAUGUCCAGAAGUUUAACUUUAUCUGAGAUAGGUAGCAUCUUCCGCCGUUUGGGCCCAUCCGCAGGUGCUUUUGUCGGUCCAGGCCGUUUCGUCGACAUUAUGGGUUUAGGAGAUGUUCGAAAUUACAAGAUAAUUUGGCCAACUUAAUGUAAAUUUGCCAAGCUGUUUUAUGUACGUACACAUAACUGCACGAGACGACAAAAUGAUAGCACAAUUCGUAGCAUGUUUUGAUACAAGAAGCGGGAGUGAGUUUUUAGCGAAUCAGAAUGCAGAGCACAAUGCACCAAAAAAAAAAAAAUGCAUUAUGAAAAUCCGCGAAUAGUACUAAAAUGGUGGGGGGAGAGAAGUGUAUUUUCAUAUAGUGAAAAUAAAUACAUUCAUAUAAUAAAACAAUUGUAUUUCUAAAAUCACGGUGGGAAUUUAGUAGUCUAAAUUGGUUUCCAGAGUUAUACACACCAGCCAUGAUAGUUUCCGAGCCAGUGAUGUCAUCCAUCGGUAGCACUGGAGAGAAGCGCAGGCUGGUCUCUCCUGUGAAGACAAGUUACAUUCAGCUGAAUUCUCACUCAUCCAGAUCAUGUGAUACCCUGCUAGGGCAGUGAUUGGCUCCUGGUCUAGCUCUUCCCUGAGGUGAUUGGUUGAAUGAUGUGAUCCCUUCAAUGAGCUUCUGCACACAGGACUGGUGGCUUUAUGUUGUGUUACAGAAGCCUUGACAAUCACUAUGAUGGUUUUGAAUUAAUAUCAUACAAUCUUAAAUUACUGGUCUUGACUAAAGAAGGCAUUUAAAAUAUAUGUAAUAAAUAAAAGAAGAAUGUACGUACAGCUGUUUCUUGUUUCUACAACAAAAUCUGAAAAACUAGAGUGAGGCAUGCUGGGAAUAUGCAAAUCAGGACCGUUUCGAUUGGUCAGCUUCCUCUCAGUCAACUACAGUACAACUCAACAGAUGAUUUGUGGACAGUUAUUGUGUAGAUCCCUUGUGCGGUUUUGAAGUGAACCUGUGGAGAUAAAUGUCUCAAAACACCAAGAUAGAGGUUUGACAUUGAAUAAAUAAUAUCCAUUCUAAAUUGUUUUCUGUCUGUCUAUACUCAGUCUAGCCACUAGAUGACAGCAUUGCUUAGUGAGAGAAUCUAAAACAGGGGUCUACUCAUUUAUUUAACUUUCAAAUAGAUACGUUAUUUUCUCCCCUGCAACACUUCCCCAGGUCUUUGCUGUAAAAUAGAUGUGUUUUGUGUCAAUAUACCUGUUACAAUAAUGGUUAAUCAACAACUCUAAGGGGGACCAUAUAAAAUCAAUUAUAUUUUUUCCCAAAUUCGUUUUGUCAGUUAAAUUGUGGUUUAGAAUGUUAUAUUUUUAUUUUGUCACUCUUAAAUAACAAAUAUUUAUAGAGAAACAACAAUAUUGGAUGUUCAGAGUGCAUGUCCAUGCAUAAAUCACAUCAGAAGACGCUCUUUUCCAGAGCGACUUACUGCUAAAUGACUAAAAUGUAAAUGUAAGACCAUUGUUGAGGCCUGGGGAAAACAUUUACAAAUGUAGAUUUAUUUAUGUAAUUCUCCAUUAAUUGUGCACACAGGGCCCGAUUCCAACCCGAGUUAAAUGGAACUUAAUUCCCUUUUUAUGCACUUUUCUCUGACAUUGAACUUAAGCAUGAGAAUAGCAUGCUAUUCACCUGCUCGCCAUUCGUUUGGGUUAGAGAUCGAAUAAAUGAAGGUGUGGUGGAGGUGUGUCCACAGAUAUGCCGUCCAUACCAAAAAAAACAGGCUUCUAGAAAACAGUUGUGGUAAACCUUUGGCCAAUUUCCACAAAUUUGCGGAAACUUGUGAACAUAUGCCAAACAAUUGGGAAACUAGUGGUGAACAUUCUGUUUGCUGCAAACGGAGUAUGAAUAUGCAAAUUAGAUCAGGUUUUUGGUUACUGUGUGUUAAACUUAAAUGUAUCUACAUAAACCAAAUCACAUAACAUUAAAUGAACUUACUUCACAGAGAAAAAUAUGAAAUGUACUUAAUAUAGGAAAUAUACUAAACAACAUGUUUUCAAUGUCUUUAACAGAUAAAAAAUGAAUCCAAUACAACUUGAAAUCAUCAGCAUGGUAAUACAGGAUAUUUCCCAAAUAAAUGGUUUAAUCUUUUUAUGGAGCUACAACAUUUACAUGAGAGAAAUUUGAACACUAUGGGGAUGUUAACCUUAGGAUCAUUAAAGUGAUAACUACAGAAUUGAAAGUGAUAACUGAGCAACUGAUUAGCCAAUGGAAGUUUAAAAGAUACAGUACCAGUCAAAAGUUUGGACACACCGACUCAUUCAAGGGUUUUUAUUUAUUUUUACUAUUUUCUACAUUGUAGAAUAAUAGUGAAGACAUCAAAACUAUGAAAUAACACACAUGGAGUCAUGUAGUAACCACAAAAGUGUUAAACAAAUCAAAAUAUAUUUUAUUUUUUAAUUCUUCAAAUAGCCACCCUUUGCAUUGAUGACAGCUUUGCACACUCUUGGCAUUCUCUCAACCAGCUUCACCUGGAAUGCUUUCCCAACAGCCUGGAAGGCUGAGCACUUGUUGGCUGCUUUUCCUUCACUCUGCGGUCCGACUCAUCCCAAAUCAUCUCAAUUGGGUUGAGGUCAGGGGAUUGUGGAGGCCAGCUCAUCUGAUGCUGCACUCCAUCACUCUCCUUCUUGGUCAAAUAGCCCUUACACAGCCUGGAGAUGUGUUGGGUCAUUGUCCUGUUGAAAAACAAAUGAUAGUCCCACUAAGCCCAAACCAGAUGGGAUGGCGUAUCGCUGUAGAAUGCUGUGGUAGCCAUGCUGAUUAAGUGUGCCUUGAAUUCUAAAUAAAUCACAGACGGUGUCACCAAAGCACCCCCACACCAUCACACCUCCUCCUCCAUGCUAUACGGUGGGAAAUACACAUGCGGAAAUCAUCUGUUCACCAACACCGCGUCUCACAAAGACACGGCAGUUGGAACCAAAAAUCUCAAAUUUGGACUCGAGACCAAAGGUAUUUUAACUUAAGUACUUUACAAUAAUAUUUUUACUUAAAUAUAUUAUAAAUAAAUACUUUUUUUUUUUAUUGCACGAUGAACAAAGCCCUAUUGUCUAAAUUAUUGUCUAUUAUUAUCUUAUCUGUAUUAUUUUACAAGAUAAGAUUUCAUAAGAUAGGAUUGAUUAUAAAAAAGUAUUUAUAUCAUAAGAACCAAACAGUCCAAACAUCAGACUAAAGCCUCAGCUGAACUUGAUGUGCAAUCUGAGAAAAACAAAGCAUGCAUGCGUGUGACACUGUCUGUCAAGUGGUAUUAACACAGAUCUGUCUAUCAGACAGUGCCAGAGGUAAUCAAUAGAUAUUCACAUUCACUCACACACUUCAGCUAUCUUAGAUGACAGCACACACACCCUGCUGUUUUGACAUUCAAAAAAUGGUCUAGAGUUGGGUGGAGAUAAAACAUUGUUACACAGAGAACAAAAUAUUACAUUUUGAAGGUCACUACUAAGGACAUGGACUAAAGACUCAUUACUUAAUUACUGUAUUUCAUUCAUAAAUCACUUUUCACAAUCCCCAAAAUGUAACAUUGGUAUUUAAAAUAAAUUGUUGUGAUAGAAUGAAAGCGUACCAGAACGCGCUUCAGUAGUUGAAUUAAAGGCAAAUUAGCCACAUACCAUACUGCAGGCAAAAAUCUGGCACAAACGCAUUAAAAAACAAACUAAAAGUCAAUUUAACAGAGCUAUAAGUAGUGCCUUAAAAGCAUAUUAGCAUUAGAAUGAGACACUCAUGGCUCAUCCAUCGAUUGAUCUAUUAAUUGACAGGAACACAUCAGCCGGAGGGCUGUGCUUCCUCCUGUCUCUUCUCACACUACAUACAAGAGCAGAUACUCAUCCACUAUUGUUCAGUGGAAAAAAGACCUGCUCGCAACAGUCUUACUGAGGGGGAUUCUGUUCCUGGCAGCUGAUACACUGUGGUCUGUAGGAAUUCCCAUGCUGGGGCACAGAGGGAACGUUGAUAUCAAACACAUAAUAGGACUUGAAGCACACAUCCAGUGCCCCAAGCAGUGUACCUUGCUCCAAUGCCUGUCCACUAAUGACUGUAAACACCUGUGAGCAGUCCCCAAGAGCCAACACAAAUAGGUAGGGUCUGGUCACCUCCGCCUGGUGCAGGUACUCAACCAUGUUGGUCCCAACCUGUUAAAGAAAUCAUUUGAUUUUAGAAUAUGAGGACUUGUCCAGAGCAUGGAGGCACACUGACAAUGCCAUCACACACAAUUUAUUUGGCAUAUUUUAUAGCCAUUUACAUCCAUCAACCUGUUUGAGGCCUACAUCUUCUGUUCAUUUACACAACACUGACCACGUUUCAGCCAUUUCAUGAGGAUUCUUUACCUAACGCAUGAAAAAAGUCAAAACUUAGCUGAUGGAAACAUGACAUGCCGGUACAAUUGAAUAAAUUCCUACAGACAAUUUGUUCGUUCGACAUGGUGGGAUCUUUUUGCCUUUAAAAUUAAUUAUGCGACAAAUGGCGGUGGAAACUCCUUUAUGCGCAAGUAAUGAUAUAAUAACCAUCAUAUCGAAGUAAACUUGGAAUCACGCAAUGAUUUUGUUGUGUGAUCCUCCCACUACGACUCGGGGGAAAGGAUGCCGUUUAUUAGGCUACAGAUUAAAUAACUUUUCACAGGGUGGUGAAAGUACAAGGUGAUGAGCUUGAUGCUCUUUUCCAAUAAAUAUCGAAGGUCUUAUUCUGGUGAAAUGAUGAUUGAUGCUUGGCUGCCGUUUGACAAAUACAAAUAAUCCUGCUAUUAUCCAUAAUAAUCUCAUGAUGUAGAUCGCCUACCCCCGCUGUAUCUGCCAGCUGUUUGCUAGAGUGCAUGUGCCAAGACCAGAGGGGGGACAUUUGCUUUCGUAACGCAACAGUUCAUCACAACACUAGCAGUAGAUGGAUGGAAACCCAUUUAACUUAUUGUUUUUAUUCGGGAAUUUAACUGCAAAAGUUAUUUUUAUGUGCACUACGUCAUCACGCACAGCCUUUUAUCCGCAAAAAGUCAGUUUGCUAGAAACAUCUCCGGUAUUGUUUUAUGCAGAAUUUAAAUCUGUUGCAAAUAGAAUGGAAACCUACUUAAUUUCUUGAAGUGUGCAGUUAUGCAUAACAGAUUUUGGAAUGCUGUUCCUUUCAUUCAAGGUUUACAAAUACCUUCAUCUAAUUUCCCCAUCAACCUUAUGCCUAUCCACUAUUUAAACUUACAGGCUGCAAGUCAGUGAAGCUCUUUCUGGUCUCAUUGAAGCUGGGUCAGAACGUCUUCCUGCCCAUCUUGUAGACUGGUGUUGGGAGGACCACUGGCAGAAGUCUUAAAGCGAUGUCACCUGGUGUAUCUGGAUAGAAGAAUGUUUAGUGAAUAACUUGAUUGUUUCAGGCUAAAAAAAUGAAUGAGCAUCUGAGGCACCAUCAGCAGGGUCAUUUCAAACUAUACCUGCACUUCCAGGAGAAGACCAUGGGCCUGCUUCUCUCUGGGCUGGCGAAGCGAAGUUUUUUGUCCUUGAAGACCGCGAUCCAGUUAUUAGUGAGUUUCCACAAGCAGUCCGGGUUUAAAACGGAGAAGUCCUGAGCAAUCUGUAGUAAAGCAGACAAACAAUUACUUUUCCAUUGCAGUGAAUCGUUAGUCUGGCUAACGCCUAACCUGACCUCAGUCUGGAAAGGCCCUUUGAUGCUGUCGACACAAUGGGGGCAGUGCUAUUACUGGUUGGCUCUCCUCUGUGUCUUUCUCACUCAAACAUCCCCUGAGCCAGGCCCUCUUCUAUUACAAUGGUUGGAUUUUCAAAUGAGAGGUCUCAACCCCGAGACAAUAUCUAUGUGUUGCUCAGUCUGGCAGUAACCCAGAACUAUCAGAGGCAGAGGAUCUCUCUUUCGGCUGCUGCUGACAACAGCUGCAUGUAAAUUGUUUUUCUACAUCAUAAUAAUGAUAUGGCUGCAUAGCAUUUUGUCUUCAUCGUGGCAGAUUAACUCGUGCUUAUUUCUGCAGAUUAACUCAUGUUUGUUUCUGCAGAUUAACUCCUGCUUAUUUCUGCAGAUUAACUCCUGUUUGUUUCUGCAAAUUAACUCAUUAAUUGCUGCAGAUUAACUCCUGUUCAUUUCUGUAGAUUAAUUGAUGUUAAUUAAUGCAGAUUAACUCAUGUUUAUUUCUGCAGAUUAACUCAUGUUUAUUUCUGCAGAUUAACUCCUGUUUAUUUAUGCAGAUUAACUCAUGUUUAUUUAUGCAGAUUAACUCCUGUUUAUUUCUGCAGAUUAACUCCUGUUUAUUUCUGCAGAUUAACUUCUGUUUAUUUCUGCUGAUUAACUCCUGUUUAUUUCUGCAGAUUAACACGUUUAUUUCUGCAGAUUAACUCCUGUUAAUUUCUGUAGAUUAAUUGAUGUUAAUGAAUGCAGAUUAACUCAUGUUUAUUUCUGCAGAUUAACUCAUGUUUAUUUCUGCAGAUUAACUCAUGUUUAUUUAUGCAGAUUAACACAUUUAUUUCUGCAGAUUAACUCCUGUUUAUUUCUGCAGAUUAAUACAUGUUUAUUUCUGCAGAUUAACUAAUGUUAAUUGCUGCAUAUUAACUCCUGUUUAUUUCCGCAGAUUAACUCCUGUUUAUUUUUGCAGAUUAACACGUUUAUUUAUGCAGAUUAACUCAUGUUUAUUUCUGCAGAUUAACUCCUUUUUAUUAUUGCAGAUUAACUCCUGUUUAUUUCUGCAGAUUAACUCCUGUUUAUUUCUGCAGAUUAACACAUUUAUUUCUGCAGAUUAACUCCUGUUUAUUUCUGCAGAUUAACUCCUGUUUAUUUAUGCAGAUUAACUCCUGUUUAUUUCCGCAGAUUAACUCCUGUUUAUUUCUGCAGAUUAACUCCUGUUUAUUUCUGCAGAUUAACACGUUUAUUUCUGCAGAUCAACUCAUGUUUAUUUCUGCAGAUUAACUCAUGUUUAUUUCUGCAGAUUAACUCAGGUUUUAGCUAAUUUUUUCUUCUCCUCUGGAAGACAACAACCCAUACGGUACUGGCGGCAGGUAGCCCAGUAGCUAAGGAGUUAGACCUGAGGCAGGAGUUCGACCUGAGGCAGGAGUUGGACCUGAGGCAGGAGUUAGACCUGAGGCAGGAGUUGGACCUGAGGCAGGAGUUAGACCUGAGGCAGGAGUUGGACCUGAGGCAGGAGUUAGACCUGAGGCAGGAGUUGGACCUGAGGCAGGAGUUGGACCUGUGGCAGGAGUUAGACCUGAGGCAGGAGUUGGACCUGUGGCAGGAGUUGGACCUGUGGCAGGAGUUAGACCUGUGGCAGGAGUUCGACCUGUGGCAGGAGUUGGACCUGUGGCAGGAGUUGGACCUUGGGGCCGAAAGGUAGCCGGUUGAAAUCCCAGGGUGGGUGCUGGAAAAAUGGGUAAAAUUGAUCCGGCAACUGGAGGACUGCUGGGUUCACAUCUUCAAAACAUUCCCUUAUUGGUGUACCCUUGGGCAAGGCCCUUAACCCCACAACAUGUUCUCCAUCCAGCGGCGCAGCUUGAACGUGUGCUCAACAGAUGCACAAUUAUCAUAUCCCCAAGACAUGCUAACCUCUCACCAUUAUUUACCAUUCAUUUAUAUUGGGAACAAAAUGAUCUGAAACACAACCAAAACAAACAGCAAAUUCAUCCAACAAAUGUGUAAGUCACAAGCCUGAUGUAAUCAUUGCGUGGUAUGAAUAUGGGACCAAAUAAUUAACUUUUUACUACUUUAAUUCACAUAAAAGCUGUUAUGUCUAAACUGUUCACCCCAUAUGGAUAAAAAAUGUAAGCUGACGGUCUGCACUUUAACCUCAUAGUCAUUGUUUGAUUUCAAAUCCAAAAAUCCAAAAAUGCUUUACCGUCCCGAUAAUUACGGAGUUCCACAUAGUUGCCCCUGGGCCUGUUUGAUGAGAUCAGAUCUCAACAUUGUACGGACCUAAAAAGUUAAAAUCAAACCCCCCUCCUCGAACCCCAAUGACUCCCCAUACCUCUGCAAAUUCCCCCAGGCGGUUCACCAGUUUACCGUAGGCAUGCUCCAGUGUCAGCCGAGCCUGCACCAGCCCCAACAGCAUAUCUCUGGGGUCAGUACACCCCGCUCACUGCACCAGCCCCAACAGCAUAUCUCUGAGGUCAGUACACCCCGCUCCCUGCACCAGCCCCAACAGCAUAUCUCUGAGGUCAGUAUGCCCCUUCCCCUGCACCAGCCCCAACAGCAUAUCUCUGGGGUCAGUACACACCGUCCCCUGCACCAGCCCCAACAGCAUAUCUCUGGGGUCAGUAUGCCCCGUCCCCUGCACCAGCCCCAACAGCAUAUCUCUGAGGUCAGUACACCCCGCUCCCUGCACUAGCCCCAACACCCUCUCCGAGUUGGGCAUCUCCGGCAGCUCACUCCUGGAUUGAGUCCUACCUGACAGGUCGCACAUACCAAGUGGCGUGGCGAGAAUCUGUCUCCGCACCACGUGCUCUCACCACUGGUGUCCCCCAGGGCUCAGUUCUAGGCCCUCUCCUAUUCUCGCUAUACACCAAGUCACUUGGCUCUGUCAUAUCCUCACAUGGCCUCUCCUAUCAUUGCUACGCAGACAACACAACUAAUCUUCUCCUUUCCCCCUUCUGAUAACCAGGUGGCGAAUCGCAUCUCUGCAUGUCUGGCAGACAUAUCGGUGUGGAUGACGGAUCACCACCUCAAGCUGAACCUCGGCAAGACGGAGCUGCUCUUCCUCCCGGGGAAGGACUGCCCGUUCCAUGAUCUCGCCAUCACGGUUGACAACUCCGUUGUGUCCUCCUCCCAGAGUGCAAAGAGCCUUGGCGUGACACUGGACAACACCCUGUUGUUCUCCGCUAACAUCAAGGCGGUGACCCGAUCCUGUAGGUUCAUGCUCUACAACAUUCGGAGAGUACGACCCUGCCUUACACAGGAAGCGGCACAGGUCCUGAUCCAGGCACUUGUCAUCUCCCGUCAGAUUACUGCAACUCGCUGUUGGCUGGGCUCCCUGCCUGUGCCAUUAAACCCCUACAACUCAUCCAGAAUGCCACAGCCCGUCUGGUGUUCAACCUUCCCAGGUUCUCUCACAUCACCCCGCUCCUCCGCACACUCCACUGGCUUCCAGUUGAAGCUUGCAUCUGCUACAAGACCAUGGUGCUUGCCUACGGAGCUGUGAGGGGAACGGCACUUCCGUACCUCCAGGCUCUGAUCAGUCCCUACACCCAAACGAGGGCAUUGCGUUCAUCCACCUCUGGCCUGCUGGCCCCCCUACCUCUGCAGAAGCACAGUUCCCGCUCAGCCCAGUCAAAACUGUUCGCUGCUCUGGCACCCCAAUGGUGGAACAAGCUCCCUCACGACGCCAGGACAGCGGAGUCACUCACCACCUUCCGGAGACACUUGAAACCCCACCUCUUUAAGGAAUACCUGGGAUAGGAUAAAGUAAUCCUUCUACCCCCCCCCCCCCACCUUGCCCCCCCCCCCCAAAAAAAAAAUAAUAUAUAUAUUGUAAAGUGGUUAUCCCACUGGCUAUAAGGUGAAUGCACCAAUUUGUAAGUCGCUCUGGAUAAGAGCGUCUGCUAAAUGACGUAAAUGUAAAUGUAAAAUAUCUCAGAGGUCAGUAUGCCCCGUCCCCUGCACCAGCCCCAACAGCAUAUCUCUAAGGUCAGUACACCCCGCUCCCUGCACCAGCCCCAACAGCAUAUCUCUGAGGUCAGUACACACCGUCCCCUGCACCAGCCCCAACAGCAUAUCUCUGAGGUCAGUACACCAAGCCCCCUGCACCAGCCCCAACAGCAUAUCUCUGGGGUCAGUACACCAAACCCCCUGCACCAGCCCCAACAGCAUAUCUCUGGGGUCAGUACACCAAACCCCCUGCACCAGCCCCAACAGCAUACAGUGGGGAAAACAAGUAUUUGAUACACUGCCGAUUUUGCAGGUUUUCCUACUUACAAAGCAUGUAGAGGUCUGUAAUUUUUAUUAUAGGUACACUUCAACUGUGAGAGACGGAAUCUAAAACAAAAAUCCAGAAAAUCACAUUGUAUGAUUUUUAAGUAAUUAAUUUGCAUUUUAUUGCAUGACAUAAGUAUUUGAUCACCUACCAACCAGUAAGAAUUCCGGCUCUCACAGACCUGUUAGUUUUUCUUUAAGAAGCCCUCAUGUUCUCCACUCAUUACCUGUAUUAACUGCACCUGUUUGAACUCGUUACCUGUAUAAAAGACACUUGUCCACACACUCAAUCAAACAGACUCCAACCUCUCCACAAUGGCCAAGACCAGAGAGCUGUGUAAGGACAUCAGGGAUACAAUUGUAGACCUGCACAAGGCUGGGAUGGGCUACAGGACAAUAGGCAAGCAGCUUGGUGAGAAGGCAACAACUGUUGGCGCAAUUAUUAGAAAAUGGAAGAAGUUCAAGAUGACGGUCAAUCACCCCCGGUCUGGGGCUCCAUGCAAGAUCUCACCUCGUGGGGCAUCAAUGAUCAUGAGGAAGGUGAGGGAUCAGCCCAGAACUACAUGGUAGGACCCGGUCAAUGACCUGAAGAGAGCUGGGACCACAGUCUCAAAGAAAACCAUUAGUAACACACUACGCUGUCAUGGAUUAAAAUCCUGCAGCGCACGCAAGGUCCCCCUGCUCAAGCCAGCACAUGUCCAGGCCCGUCUGAAGUUUGCCAAUGACCAUCUGGAUGAUCCAGAGGAGGAAUGGGAGAAGGUCAUGUGGUCUGAUGAGACAAAAAUAGAGCUUUUUGGUCUAAACUCCACUCGCCGUGUUUGGAGGAAGAAGAAGGAUGAGUACAACCCCAAGAACACCAUCCCAACCGUGAAGCAUGGAGGUGGAAACAUCAUUCUUUGGGAAUACUUUUCUGCAAAGGGGACAGGACGACUGCACCGUAUUGAGGGGAGGAUGGAUGGGGCCAUGUAUCGUGAGGUCUUGGCCAACAACCUCCUUCCCUCAGUAAGAGCAUUGAAGAUGGGUCGUGGCUGCGUCUUCCAGCAUGACAACGACCCGAAACACACAGCCAGGGCAACUAAGGAGUGGCUCCGUAAGAAGCAUCUCAAGGUCCUGGAGUGGCCUAGCCAGUCUCCAGAACUGAACCCAAUAGAAAAUCUUUGGAGGGAGCUGAAAGUCCGUAUUGCCCAGCGACAGCCCCGAAACCUGAAGGAUCUGGAGAAGGUCUGUAUGGAGGAGUGGGCCAAAAUCCCUGCUGCAGUGUGUGCAAACCUGGUCAAGACCUACAGGAAACGUAUGAUCUCUGUAAUUGCAAACAAAGGUUUCUGUACCAAAUAUUAAGUUCUGCUUUUCUGAUGUGUCAAAUACUUAUGUCAUGCAAUAAAAUGCAAAUGAAUUACUUAAAAAUCAUACAAUGUGAUUUUCUGGAUUUUUGUUUUAGAUUCCGUCUCUCACAGUUAAAGUGUACAUAUGAUAAAAUGUACAGACCUCUACAUGCUUUGUUAGUAGGAAAACCUGCAAAAUUGGCAGUGUAUCAAAUACUUGUUCUCCCCACUGUAUCUCUGGGGUCAGUACACCCUGCUCCCUGCACCAGCCCCAACAGCAUAUCUCUGAGGUCAGUACACACCGUCCCCUGCAACAGCCCCAAAAGCAUAUCUCUGGGGUCAGUACACACCGUCCCCUGCAACAGCCCCAACAGCAUAUCUCUGAGGUCAGUACACCCCGCUCCCUUCACCAGCCCCAACAGCAUAUCUAUUGGUUCAGUAUGCCCCUUCCCCUGCACCAGCCCCAACAGCAUAUCUCUGGGGUCAGUACACACCGUCCCCUGCACCAGCCCCAACAGCAUAUCUCUGGGGUCAGUACAACAAGCCCCCUGUACCAGCCCCAUCAGCAUAUCUCUGGGGUCAGUACAACAAGCCCCCUGCACCAGCCCCAACAGCAUAUCUCUGGGGUCAGUACAACAAACCCCCUGCACCAGCCCCAACAGCAUAUAUCUGAGGUCAGUACAACAAGCCCCCUGCACCAGCCCCAACAGCAUAUCUCUGGGGUCAGUACAACAAACCCCCUGCACCAGCCCCAACAGCAUAUAUCUGAGGUCAGUACAACAAGCCCCCUGCACCAGCCCCAUCAGCAUAUCUCUGGGGUCAGUGUUAUUUUGGUCUUCUCACAAAAACGUCUGCAGCAUCUGAACCGUUUGGCUACAGACCAAUAUGACCCGAUAGUAGAAAGUGGAGACUCUCACGAACAUGAUGGUGUUCUCUGUUUUGCAUCUACGACCCCCACAAGCGUCACGGGACUCGUCUAAAGGUAACCCAUACAAAUGAAUGAAAGUAUGGAGGUAGUUUUGUGCCAACAAAAAUAAGGGGUUAAAUAGGCGUAGAAAUAUAUAUAUACAGUAACAGUCAAAAGUUUGGACACACCUACUCAUUGCAGGGUUUUUCUUUAUUUUUACAAUUUUCUACAUUGUAGAAUAAUAGUGAAGACAUCAAAGCCAUGAAAUAACACAUAUGGAAUCAUGUAGUAAUCAAAAAAGUGUUAAACAAAUCAACAUAUGUUUUAUAUUUGAGAUUCCUCAAAGUAGCCACCCCUUGCCUUGAUGACAGCUUUGCACACUCUUGGCAUUCUCUCAACCAGCUUCAUGAGGUAGUCACCUGGAAUGCAUUUCAGCUAACAGGUGUGCCUUGUUAAAAGUUAAUUUGUGGAAUUUCUUCUUAAUGCGCCGAAUACAACAGGUGCAGACAAUUCCACAAAAAAAUAUACACUCAUCAAAAUAAAGUUAUCUUCUCAGUGUCGAGGCGGUGCGUUAAAUCCCACAUGAAGCUUUAGCGUUCUUAUAGAUGCCACAGAAAGCCAAUGUAACCAUGCCAGCCAUUACUGGGGUGUGUUUCACAGGUCAUUACAAACAUUUAUAGUCAACAAAUAGCUGCCCAGACUAUCCGCAUUGACCCAUAAUAAUAUAAUAUGCCAUUUAGCAGACGCUUUUAUCCAAAGCGACUUACAGUCAUGUGUGCAUACAUUUUUGUGUAUGGGUGGUCCCGGGGAUCAAACCCACUACCUUGGCGUUACAAGCACCAUGCUCUACCAGCUGAGCUACAGAGGACCCAUCUUUUGACCCAUUACAUCCGCUGCUACUACUGUUUAUUAUCUAACCCGUUACAUCGGCUCCAUACUGGUACCCCGUGUAUAUAACUAAGUUAUCAUUACUCAUUGUGGAUUUAUUCCUCGUGUUAUUAUUUGUAUAUUAUUUCAAAAUAUGUAUCUCUGCAUUGUUGGGAAGGGCCCAUAAGUAAGCAUUUCACUGUUAGUCUACACCUGUUGUUUACGAAGCAUGUAGCAGCUACUCUUCCUGGGGUCCAGCAACAUUAAGGCAGUUAUGUACAAUUUAAAAUAUUACAUGGCAUUACAUUUCAUAACACUUUACCCAAUGUAUUUAGUGUGUUCCCUCAGGCCACUACUCCACUAUCACAUAUUUACAAUACAACAUCCGUGUGUACGUGUGUGUAGAGUGCAUGUCUUAUCAUGUGUGUGUGUGUCUCUUCACAGUCCCCGCUGUUCCAUAAGGUGUAUUUAUUAUCUGUUUUUUUAAUCUAAUUCUACUGCUUGCAUCAGUUACCUGAUGUGGAAUAGUGUUCCAUGUAGUCAUGGCUCUAUGUAGUACUGUGCGCCUCCCAUAGUCUGUUCCUGACUUGGGGAGUGUGAAGAGACCUCUGGUGGCAUGUCUUGUGGGGUAUACAUGGGUGUCCGAGCUGUGAUUGUAUGUGACGCAUUACAUUUUAUUUUUAUUUAUUUAUUGAUUUUAUUUAGAUUUUAUUUUAUUUCCGCGGUCGUAACAUUAACGGGAAAAAACUACAGGCACAAGCAAGAGUAUGAAAGAGUCGUAGGAGUAAAAUGAAAGCAAUCAAUCCAGCUAGAUUUAAAUGACAAGUGGAUUUUGCACCCCUCAAACACAGGAAAUAGAUGGCUGAAAAAGACAGAUCCUCAGCUGGGUGGAGCAUGCGCGUUGAGUCUUGAACGAUAAAAUAAUUUCCUCAACCCUGGUGUUCUCCUGCAGCAGCAGUGAUGGUAAACAGAGGUAGGUCAGUGUCAUCCGUGGUUAAACGGCCAAGUCUCUGAUGGCUCUCUGAUGGCUCUCUGAUGGCUCUCUGAUGGCUCUCUGAAGGCUCUCUGAUGGCUCUCUGAUGGCUCUCUGAUGGCUCUCUGAUGGCUCUCUGAUGGCUCUCUGAUGGCUCUCUGAAGGCGCCCGGAAGUCCCAUCCACCUCCUGCUUUAUGAAAGAAGCCUCCGUCAUGUUUACAUUUACAUUUUAGUCAUUUAGCAGACGCUCUUAUCCAGAGCGACUUACAGUUAGUGAAUACAUUUUUUUUUUUUUUUUUUUUUUUAUACUGGCCCCCCGUGGGAAUCGAACCCACAACCCUGGCGUUGCAAACGCCAUGCUCUAUCAACAUCCCUGCCGGCCAUUCCCUCCCUUACCCUGGACGACGCUGGGCCAAUUGUGCGCCGCCCAUGAGUCUCCCGGUCGCGGCCGGCUGCGACAGAGCCUGGAUGUCACUGGUAGAUUUCCUCACUCAGGUCACCAAAGUUAGUGAACCCCGCUGGGCAGGGCAGAGUCAGCGCUCCGGUCUGGAUGAGUGGGUUGCGAAACAGUGGCUCCUCCAUUAUCCAUGCUGGCCAUGAAAUGUUUCUGUGAAGAGUUCGUCUCUUUCCACGCCCGAAGCACAGCACUGUAGACCUGAGUAAUGGCUGACAUAUGGACCUGCUCCAGAUCCAACAGGAACAGAGUAAUGGCUGACAUAUGGACCCUGCUCCAGAUCCAACAGGAACAGAGUAAUGGCUGACAUAUGGACCUGCUCCAGAUCCAACAGGAACAGAGUAAUGGCUGACAUAUGGACCUGCUCCAGAUCCAACAGGAACAGAGUAAUGGCUGACAUAUGGACCUGCUCCAGAUCCAACAGGAACGGAGUAAUGGCUGACAUAUGGACCCUGCUCCAGAUCCAACAGGAACAGAGUAAUGGCUGACAUAUGGACCCUGCUCCAGAUCCAACAGGAACAGAGUAAUGGCUGACAUAUGGACCCUGCUCCAGAUCCAACAAGAACAAGUGCCUGUCGUACCCAAGGUCCUCCUGCUCUCCUCAGAACAGCCCAAGCAGUGUCUCUCCAGCACACCCCCUUGCUGGUACAGAAGUCUCUGUGCAGCUUGUAGACAGAAAGCUGCGACUGGACCCAAUGUCCACCAGCCCUUGUCCCCCCUCAUGCAAAUGGAGGUGUAACACCGCUGCACAUGUCCGGUGUUGACCAAAACAAGUCCACGAGUCAUUUUUGCAGUUGUAGCCCAGUUGGUAGAGCGUGGCGCUUGCAACGCCAGGGUUGUGGGUUUGAUUCCCACGGGGGGCCAGUAUGAAAAUGUAUGCACUCACUAACUGUAAGUCGCUCUGGAUAAGAGCGUCUGCUAAAUGACUAAAAUGUAAAUGUAAAAAUGAGACUCUGUGGGGGGUCCAACACCAUCAGCCUGUCCCAGAGCAGUUGUUAGUUACCAGGUCCCUUCCCCUGAAAGACACCAGUGGCAACAACCACCGCCAUUUAGACAACUUAGCCGCGGGCCCCUUGUCCACCAGCACCUUCCAGUUUUUCUCCUGAAACUCUGAGGUCUCCAAGAACACCCCUAGGAACUUCAUCCUUACCCUGCCCCACUGUAGCCCCCCAGGAAGGCUAGGGCAUCCUUCUCCGGCCCAUCUCCCCAUAAUAUCCAAUCUGGUCUCAGAAAUUGUUCUGUAUUAUUUCUAUGUUACAUUUCGUAUGGUAUGUAUUCAUUUGUGGAUUGUCCAUCACCCAUUUUCGUAUGAUAUGUUACGAAUUACAAUUCGUAUUUUAUGUUAGGAAUGUGCAAAACGUACAAUAUGUUACGAAUUUGCAAAACGUACAAUAUGUUAUGAAUUUGCGAAACGUACAAUAUGUUAAGAAUUUGCAAAACAUAUGAUAUGUUACGAAUUCUAGCUAGGUGGCUAGGUGACUAACGUUAGCUAGCUGGCUAACCUUAGCCGGUUUAUGGGUUUGGGUAAGGGGUUAAGGUUGGGUUUAAGUUUAGGAGUUAGGUUAAAGGGGUUAAGGUUAUGAUUAGGGGAAGGGUUAUCUAAAAGGGUUAAGGUUAGGGUUAGGGAAAGAGUUAGCUAACAUGCUACAGUUUUUUACAAUCACUUUGGCACUCAUUUCAGAACCUUGACGUCAUUUUUCAAAACUCUAGACACAAAACUCACAACCAAUGAUCAAAAUGCACAUUUUUCAAAACUCUAACACUUUUUUCAAUUGCUUGGAUACAAUACACAUAAAACUAAGAUCAUUUGAUAAUUUAACAAAAAUCACCUGUUCAAUAUGACCCAACUUAACAUCAAAGUACUACUAUUUCAAAAGGCAAUUCACACAUUACAUUUCAGAUGAGUGUCUAUUCAUUUCAUUACAAUUAUCCAACUAUCAAUUGAUACAACUGCUCAAAAUGAUAAGUAACUGUUGCAUUACUCUUAAUCAAAUCAAAUCAAAUCAAAUUUGAUUGGUCACAUGCGCCGAAUACAACAGGUGCAGACAUUACAGUGAAAUGCUUACUUACAGCCCUUAACCAACAGUGCAUUUACAAAUAAAACAACAACAAAAAAAGUGUUGAGAAAAAAAAAGAGCAGAAGUAAAAUAAAAUAACAGUAGGGAGGCUAUAUAUACAGGGGGGUACCGGUGCAGAGUCAAUGUGCGGGGGCACCGGCUAGUUGAGGUAGUUGAAGUAAUAUGUACAUGUGGGUAGAGUUAAAGUGACUAUGCAUAAAUAAUUAACAGAGUAGCACCAGCGUAAAAAGGAUGGGGUGGGGGGGCAGUGCAAAUAGUCCGGGUAGCCAUGAUUAGCUGUUCAGGAGUCUUAUGGCUUGGGGGUAGAAGCUGUUGAGAAGUCUUUUGGACCUAGACUUGGCACUCCGGUACCGCUUGCCGUGCGGUAGCAGAGAGAACAGUCUAUGACUAGGGUGGCUGGAGUCUUUUACAAUUUUGAGGGCCUUCCUCUGACACCGCCUGGUAUAGAGGUCCUGGAUGGCAGGAAGCUUGGCCCCAGUGAUGUACUGGGCCGUACGCACUACUCUCUGUAGUGCCUUGCGGUCGGAGGCCAAGCAGUUGCCAUACCAGGCGGUGAUAAAACCAGUCAGGAUGCUCUCGAUGGUGCAGCUGUAUAAUUUUUUGAGGAUCUGAGGACCCAUGCCAAAUCUUUUCAGUCUCCUGAGGGGGAAUAGGCUUUGUCGUGCCCUCUUCACGACUGUCUUCGUGUGUUUGGACCAUGAUAGUUCGUUGGUGAUGUGGACACCAAGGAACUUGAAGCUCUCAACCUGUUCCACUACAGCCCCGUCGAUGAGAAUGGGGGCGUGCUCAGUCCUCUUUUUUUUCCUGUAGUCCACAAUCAUCUCCUUUGUCUUGGUCACGUUGAGGGAGAGGUUGUUGUCCUGGCACCACACGGCCAGGUCUCUGACCUCCUCCCUAUAGGCUGUCUCAUCGUUGUUGGUGAUCAGGCCUACCACUGUUGUGUCGUCGGCAAACUUAAUGAUGGUGUUGGAGUCGUGCCUGGCCAUGCAGUCAUGGGUGAACAGAGAGUACAGGAGGGGACUGAGCACGCACCCCUGAGGGGCCCCCGUGUUGAGGAUCAGUGUGGCAGAUGUGUUUGUUUGUCUGUUCUAUGGAAACAGACAAACAAUAUUCCAUGUUUAGAUCAUAAAAGUUUCAAGAUAACAAGAUUCAUUGUCACCAAUUAGCGUGGAGCAUUUAUUAGACUACAUUAUCUAUGGAUGUAAUAUUUCAUCAUCAUUCUUUAUCAGACACUGUUUCUAUGGUCCUAUGUACCACCUUUUCAGACUAUUUACAGUAUUGACAGUACUGCACUGUAUGGAUGCAGGCCCUUGUAAUUGCUUGUCCAAUUCUGCCAACUCGUUACUGAUGAUUGAGUUCACAUUGUGGAACGAGUAUAUAAAGAAUUGAUUGGGAUCCACUUGCAACAACAUAGCGAUACGUACUGUAACAUGGAGCCAGCAGGUGAUCCAGGUCACAAUAGAGGUCAAGCAGUGAUGGGAGGAAGACGAGGAAGACGUGUUGGUCAAAGGAAUGGCAGGGGACAAGCACCCCUUCUGAGAGGUGGUCGUGGGCCUUGUUUGAGAGGUGUGGGGGAAUGUGGUAGAGGACAAGGCCACGGACCAAGACAGCGGCAGCAACAGCAAAGAGUGUCCAAUGAAAUCUGAGCAAUAGUUGUAGACCAUGUCAUAAAUCAUGGCAUGACAAUGACUGAGGCGGCCACAAUGAUACAACCAAACCUCAGAAGGUCAACCGUGUCCUCAAUAAUCAGAACUUUCCGCAAUGAGAACUGGUAAGUCGUCAGCAUGCACUAAACAUUAUGCUACUCUCAAUUGUGAAAUGACUGCAUACCAAUGUGUAUCACAGAGUAGGUGAUGUGACCAAGUGUCUUCUUACUGUAAUGUUCCCUGUAGAAUUGAAACUAGGCCAAAUAGGGGAGGCAGAGGCAAAAUUCUGACUGACCAACAAGAGCAGGCUGUGGUCGAUUUGGUUCGGGCCAGAAAUGAUAUUAGCCUUACAGAAAUUUGCCAGCAUAUCUUGGACAAUGAAGACAUGUUUAACAAUGUGGAAUCCAUAAGUUUGCCGACUAUUGCACGCAUGCUGAAAAGGCACCAGGUGUCUUUAAAACAACUAUACCGUGUGCCUUUUGAAAGAAAUGCAGACAGUGAAGCAAAUGAGGACUGAGUAUGUUCAGGUAUGUUCAGUUUCAAGAUGGCUGUUGUAAUAAAAUUCCCUAAUAAUUCUACAUUGUACAGUAAUCAGUAAAUCUCUUUCCAAAAUGUAUUUUUAGAGAGUGAUGGAGCUAGAUGCUGAUGACAACCAUCACAAAUUCAUAUAUUUGGAUGAGGCAGGCUUUAACCUGGCCAAGACAAGGAGGAGAAGUCGGAAUUUCAUUGGCCAGCGGGCAACCAUCCAAGUACCUGGACAAUGUGGGGCCAACAUUACCAUGUGUGUGGCUAUAUCAGAAGAUGGUGUGGUGGGACACAGACCUCGUAUUGGAUCAUAUAAUGCAUCUCUCCUUGUAACCUUCCUUGAUGAGCUCGAUGAGGUCUGUAGAGCCGAUGGCGUGACCUAUGUCAUUGUGUGGGAUAAUGUCAGGUUCCACCAUGCUCAUAUGGUGCAAGCAUGGUUUCAGGCCCAUGCGCAAUUCACCACCCUGGAUUUACCCCCAUACUCUCCUUUCCUUAACCCGAUUUGAGGAAUUUUUCUCCACAUGGAGAUGGAAGGUUUAUGAUAGGCGCCCUAAUGAACAAGUCACACUUCUCCAGGCCAUGGAUGAUGCAUGCAAUGACAUCACGGCAGACCAGUGUCAGGCCUGGAUUCGCCAUGCCCGAAGGUUUUUUCCAAGAUGUUUGGCUGAUGAAAACAUCCAUUGUGAUGUAGAUGAGAACCUGUGGCCAAAACCACAAGACAGAGUUGAUGGACAUGUAGAAGUACAGUAAUCACUCCUAGGUUUUUCUUUUUACAGUACAAGCAAGCAAGUUGAGGAACACUGCAUUUGAUGUUUUACAGUACUGUAUCGUUUUUCAUCAAUAUAUUUCAGAUUUUGUUCAAUGAUUCCACUGUGUCUGUAGUAUUCUCUCUACUACAGCAGUACUACUACUACAGUGAAACUAUCGGUUGCUUGUGUGUGGGUGAUCUAAAUUAAAGUUUCAUUGGUAUUUCACAAUACAUUUGUUUUUUGAACCAAUGAUUGUGCAAGUGCAAGAUUUCUUUAAAGAUAUGAAUGCACAAUGCAAUGUUAUGAACAUUGGACAGCCUGUGUUACAAGUGAUGACCGUUUUGAGUUUUGUGUCUAGAGUUUUGAAAAAUGACGUCAAGGUUCUGAAAUUAGUGCCAAAGUGAUUGUAAAAAACUGUAAGUAGUUUAAAAGUAGCUAAUUAGCUGCAGCAUUAACCAACCCUGAGAAGGACAGUGAUAGGAUAGGAUAGGAUAGGAUAGGAGAGGAGAGGAGAGGAGAGGAGAGGAGAGGAGAGGAGAGGAGAGGAGAGGAGAGGAGAGGAGAGGAGAGGAGAGGAGAGGAGAGGAGAGGAGAGGAGAGGAGAGGAGAGGAGAGGAGAGGAGGAGGGUGGUUGCCACACUGUCCUUCUCUUGGACGAAAGAAACAGAGAGAGAAUUUGUAUUUGAGAGAGAAACAGAGAGAGAAACGGAAAGAGAAACAGAGAGAGAAGCAGAGCCAAGGACACAGCACCAUGGAAUGUUCUAUUACCUGUGUGUGUGUGUGUGUGUGUGUGUGUGUGUGUGUGUGUGUGUGUGUGUGUGUGUGUGUGUGUGUGUGUGUGUGGCGUGCGUGCAUGCGUGUGUCUGUGCGUGCGUGCGUGUCUGUGUGUGCGUGCGUGCGUGUGUGUGUCCGUGCGUGCGUGUGUGUGUGUCCGUGCGUGCGUGUGUGUGUCCAUGCGUGCAUGUGUGUGUGUCUGUGCGUGCGUGUGUGUGGUCCGUGCGUGUGUGUGUGUGUCCGUGCGUGUGUGUGUCCGUGCGUGUGUAUCAGACAGAAAUAAGUUACCAGUUAGUCUCAGAUCUUUCUAUGCUGCUUUUAGCUGUGUAACGCCGUCUGUAUGGCAGUUUAACGCCGUCUGUAUGGCAGUAUAACGCCGUCUGUAUGGCAGUAUAACGCCGUCUGUAUGGCAGUAUAACGCUGUCUGUAUGGCAGUAUAACGCCGUCUGUAUGGCAGUAUAACGCCGUCUGUAUGGCAGUAUAACGCCGUCUGUAUGGCAGUAUAAACGCCGUCUGUAUGGCAGUAUAACGCCGUCUGUAUGGCAGUAUAUCGCCAUCUGUAUGGCAGUAUAACGCCGUCUGUAUGGCAGUAUAACGCCGUCUGUAUGGCAGUAUAACGCCGUCUGUAUGGCAGUAUAACGCCGUCUGUAUGGCAGUAUAACGCCGUCUGUAUGGCAGUAUAACGCCGUCUGUAUGGCAGUAUAACACCGUCUGUAUGGCAGUAUAACACCGUCUGUAUGGCAGUAUAACGCCGUCUGUAUGAUAGUAUAACGCCGUCUGUAUGCAGUAUAACGCCGUCUGUAUGGCAGUAUAACGCCGUCUGUAUGAUAGUAUAACGCCGUCUGUAUGGCAGUAUAACACCGUCUGUAUGGCAGUAUAACGCUGUCUGUAUGGCAGUAUAACACCGUCUGUAUGCAGUAUGACGCCGUCUGUAUGGCAGUAUAACCAUGUGUACGUCCCAAAUGUCGCUCUGGAUAAGAGCGUCUGCUAAAUGACUAAAAUGUAAAUGUCAAAAUGAGACUCUGUGGGGGGUCCAACACCAUCAGCCUGUCCCAGAGCAGUUGUUAGUUACCAGGUCGCUUCCCCUGAAAGACACCAGUGGCAACAACCACCGCCAUUUAGACAACUUAGCCGCCGGCCCCUUGUCCACCAGCACCUUCCAGUUUUUCUCCUGAAACUCUGAGGUCUCCAAGAACACCCCUAGGAACUUCAUCCUUACCCUGCCCCACUGUAGCCCCCCAGGAAGGCUAGGACAUCCUUCUCCGGCCCAUCUCCCCAUAAUAUCCAAUCUGGUCUCAGAAAUUGUUCUGUAUUAUUUCUAUGUUACAUUUCGUAUGGUAUGUAUUCAUUUGUGGAUUGUCCAUCACCCAUUUUCGUAUGAUAUGUUACGAAUUACAAUUCGUAUUAUAUGUUAGGAAUGUGCAAAACGUACAAUAUGUUAUGAAUUUGCAAACGUACAAUAUGUUACGAAUUUGCAAAACGUACAAUAUGUUAUGAAUUUGCGAAACAUACAAUAUGUUAAGAAUUUGCAAAACGUAUGAUAUGUUACGAAUUCUAGCUAGGUGGCUAGGUGACUAACGUUAGGUAGCUGGCUAACCUUAGCCGGUUUAUGGGUUUGGGUAAGGGGUUAAGGUUGGGUUUAAGUUUAGGAGUUAGGUUAAAGGGGUUAAGGUUAGGAUUAGGGGAAGGGUUAUCUAAAAGGGUUAAGGUUAGGGUUAGGGAAAGAGUUAGCUAACAUGCUAAGUAGUUUAAAAGUAAGCUUAAAAAGUUACUCAGUAGGUUGAAAGGUAGCUUAAUUAGCCUUGCCAGCAUUUUAACCAACCCUGAGAAGGAACAUGAUAGGAUAGGAUAGGAUAGGAUAGGGGGGGGGUUAGGGAUAGGAUUAGGAGAGGAAGAGGGAGGGAGAGGAGAGGAGGGAGAGGAGAGGAAGAGGACGAGGAGAGGAUGGGAUGAGGGAGAGGAGGAGGAGAGGAGAGGAGCGGAGGGAGAGGAGGAGGAGGAGGGGAGGAGAGGAGAGCGAAGGAGAGGAGAGGAGAAGGAGAGGAGAGGAGGAGGGUGGUUGCCACACUGUCCUUCUCUUGGACGGAACGAAAGAAACAGAGAGAGAAUUUGUAUUUGAGAGAGAAAAACAGAGAGAGAUAAACGGAAAGAGAAAAGAGAGAGAAACAGAGCAAGGACACAGCACCAUGGGAAUGUUCUAAUAACCUGUGUGUGGUAGGGGGUGGGGGUGUGGUGGGGGGUGAGGCGUGCAGGGGUAGGCGAGGCGGGAGUGGGGGGGUGAGGAGUGUGUGGGGGGGUAGUGGGGUGCGUGGGUGUGGGGUGUCGUGCGGGGUGGUGUGGUGGGUGGGGUGGCGUGUGGUGUCCGGCAUGCGAUCAGAAAAGAAAAAGUAGUUAGGUCUCAGAUUUCUAUGCUGCUUUAGCGUGAAACGCCGUCUGAUGGCAGUAUAACGCCGUCGUAUGGCAGUUAACGGCGUGUAGGCAGUAUAAAGCCGCUGAUGGCAGUAUAACGCGUCGGAUGGCAGUAUAACGCGUGUAUGGAGUAUAUACCGUCUUUAGGGCAUUUAAACACGUCAGUAUGGCAGAAAGCGUCUGUAGGGAGUAAAACGGUCUGUAUGGAAGUUAAACCCCUUUGUAUGGCAGUAUAACGCCGUUGUAGGCAGUAUAACGCCGUCUGUUGGCAGUAUAACGCGUCUGUUGGCAGUUAAGUUUGUCUGUAUGGCAGUUUAACGCUGUCGGUAUGGGCAGUUAACGCGUCUGUAUGGAGUUUAACACCGUCUGUAUGGAAAGUAUACGCCGUCUGUAUGGCAGGUUUAAGCCGUCUGUAUGGCGUAUAAGCCGUUGGUAUGGCAGUAUAACGCCAUUGUAUGGCAGGUAUAACGCUGUCUGUAUGGCAGUAUAGCUGUGUCUGUAUGGCAGUAUAAGCCGUUGUUAGGCAGUAGUAAACGCCGUCUGUAGCAGUAUAACGCCGUCUGUAUGGCAGUAUAAAGCCGUCGUAUGGAAAUUAUAACGCCGUCUGUUAUGGCAUUUAUAACGCUGUCUGUAUGGCAGUUAUAACGUGUCUGUAUGGCAGUUAUAACGCCGUCUGUAUGGCAGUAUAACCCCGUCUGUAUGGCAGUAUAACGCCGUCUGUAUGCAGUAUAAACGCGUCUGUAUGGCAGUAUUAUAACGCCGUAUGUAUGGCAGGAUCUUAUAACGCCGUUAUGUAUGGCAGUAUAACGCUGUUCUGUAUGGCAGCUAUAACGCCGUCUGUAUGGCAGUAUAACGCCUGUCUGUAUGGCAGUAUAACGCGGUCUGUAUGGCAGUAUAACGCCGGUCUGUAUGGCCAGUAUAACACCGGUCGUAUGGGCAGUAUAACGCUUGUCUGUAUGGCAGUAUAACACCGUUCUGAUUAUGGCCAGUAUAACGCCUGUCGGUAUGGCAGUAUAACACAGCUGUCUGUAUGGCAGUAUAAACGCCGUCUGUAUGGCAAGUUAUAACACCGUCUGUAUGGCAUAUAACGCGUCUGUAUGGCACAGUAUUACGCCGUCUGUAUGGCAGUUAUAACGCCGUCUGUAUGGCAGUUAUAACGCCCGUCUGUAUGGCAGUAUAACGCUGUCUGUAUGGCAGUAUAACCAUGUGUCCGUCCCAAAUGGCACCCUGUUCCCCAUACUGUAUAAUGCACUACUUUAGACCAGAGCCCUAUGAACCACGGUAAAGUAGUGAACUGUAAAUAAAUUUUAAAAUGUGGGUUGCAGCCCAUGACAUAUCUGCUAUGGUUUAGAACUAUGGGACUAUAAUGAAUGGAAUGGAUAUUCUGUCUCUAAGGUCAAAUUAAACAACUAGGUUAUAUUCUGUUGAGUAACUAAACACCAUUUCAGGAGGGGAGGUUAUUUCUAUGACUGGUGCGUAGCAACUCAGGCCCAUGCACUCAGAUGGGUUUUAUUUCAUUUAUGACCUACAACAUUUGACCCUCAUUAACACGGAAAAGGCAAUACGGACACUAUUGCUGAGCGAUUAGUGCUUUUCGAGGUCAGUUCGGUUUCGAUUUGAUUAUUAAAAAAUAAUCAUGGUUCUCGAUUUCGGUUUUUAUUUUGAUGACUAUUUUUUUAUUCCUUAAAGUCAUCAUCUCAUCUCCGCUCAGGAAGCAGCAGCCAGACAGCGCCAUCCCAUGUCCUGUCUCUAGUCAUCCUAUUUAGCUAGCCUGCCUGAGUACGCUGCAGAGCUGCAGAGCAGUCCGACUAAAUCACUUUACUCCAUUGUAGUUUAUUACCACGUUUCUGUGCUGAACAAAGGUGGAACAUUUGCUUAAUGAAAACUACAACUCCCUUCAUCCCAAUGUCCCACAUAGUUCUUGACUUGAUUUCUCUCUACAGAAACGGCAUGUUGGGCUCACCAACAAAAAAGAACUAAAUGGAAUUCAAGUAACUGAACUGACAUCAGUCAAUUAGUUGUUUAAUAACCCCCACCCCCCCAAAAAAUUAAAUAAAAAUAAGAAUUGGUUAAAAUUAGGUUAGGUUAAGGUUAAGGUUAAGGUUAAGGUUAGGGUUAGGGUUAGGGUUAGGGUUAGGGUCAACGUUAAGGGUUUGGUUAAGGUUAGGGUUAAAGUAAGGUUCCGUUUUAGAUUUUGGCUUGUCGUUUUGCAGGUCAGCAGUGUCCUUACCAUCACUCCCCAUUAACACAGACACAGAUAUUUCUGGGGGACGUAUUUGGUUGUAAGACCUCAAGAGGAAUGAGAAAGUGAGGUGAACCAGAUCAUCCUAUGAUUCUCCUUGAAGAAACCUUUUAAAAAUAACUAAUGGAUUGGGGGGGACUACUCCCAGACCGAGGAAAGAAGAACAAGGAAGACACAGAAGAAGACGAAGAAUAAUGAGAGACGAGAGAUAAUGCGAAUUAGCACUAAAGAGGAGAGAGUAGCGCGGAGGAGAUAGAUAGAGAUAGAGAUAUGAAGGAGGAGAGUGGGAGAGGCUAGACGAGAGCGGGAGAAGAGAGCGAAUUUAUGAGAGUAUAUCUAUAGUAUCUCUACUAUCUCUCUCUCUCUCUCUCUCUUCUCUAUAUCUGUCUCUCUCUCUUCUUAUCUCUCUCGUCUCUCUCUCUCUCUCUCUCGCUCUCUCUCUCUCUCUCUAGCUCUCUUCUCUCUCCUCUAUCUCUCUGCAUACACAGGACCCCCCCAAAGAGACUCAGAGGGCCGAAGCAUCCAUCACACAGUGCUCAAAAUAAUCAGCUGAAAAGGAAGAGUAACACUUGAUAUUAAAAGAGUAGUUCACUAUUUUACAACGUAAUGUUAGAUGGUACCUCAACCUGAAAAAUAGUCUAUCGGCCAGUUUUCUUUAAACAGCCAUUACAAACUUCAGCAAACUUUAGCCACCGCUAGCUAAACAUCUUUGGAAGUGAAGGGGGCAUGUGAUGACUGUAAGUCAUGUGAUCAUAUUUUUAAAAAGAAUGUCCAAGUUACCUGAAAUCAACUCCAUAUUUGGUUUUUAUGUUACUUAAAAAAGGAACAUUCCCCCAUUACUUCCAUUUUAAACUGCCAAUUCACGUUUAAGUAACAUCAAACCAAAUAUGAAGUUGAUUUCAGGUGAUUUGAACAUUAUUUUCUUAAACACGCUCACAUUCUCCAUCACUUCCAUUUUUUUUUUGCUAGCGGUGGCUAAAGUUAGCUGAAGUUUAUAAAUAAUGUACCUAUUAACCAGCUAUAAAGGAGAUAUUGUCAACUCAUCAGAUUAUUUACAAGGUUAAUGGUUGAUUAAUAGUUUGACUCACCAUUUACAUUCUCAUAAAUAUAUUUAUAUGUCAUGAAUGGUAUCUUUAUACAUUUUUAAUGAGUGCAUUUAUAACCGUGAGUACACGCACUCACUAAUACCUCAGUUGAUGACUAAUGUAGAUCUGUAUAAACCAUUUACUAAUUAUUAAUAAACUGUUUUGCAGCCCCUAAUCUAAAAUGUGCACUAUAUAUAUAUACACUUUAUAAACGUUUAGAAAUGACUUGUUAGUCCCCCCAAAGCUGGUCACAUUAGUAGACAGUGCCUGAUGCUCCACCAAUAGCUAAACAUAAGGGGGGUGAAUACUGUAUAUUUAUGGUUCUGACAUGACAUGACUUCCGGGCCAAUGUUCCGUCAGAAUCCUUAGAUGCGGUCAAAGCUAACUUAGCUGCCCUGUUGGGCAGCAGUAAUAAUAUAAUAUAAUAUGCCAUUUAGAGAGUUUACAAGCACUAACAGUUGGUGGUGAACAUUUAUGUAUGGGUGGUCCGGACAAACAACUGGAGUCACAAAGUGCAUGUCCCAGCUCAGAGACAGUGAGUGGUUGGAGCAGCAAGUGAGGUGGUUGGAGGACAGUGAGUGUUGGACAGCAGUUGAGUGGUUAGCACUGAGGGUGGUUGUGAGAGCAGUAGGGUGUUGGACAGCAGUGAGGGUGGUUUGAGCAGAGUGAGGUGGAUUGGAGCAGCAGUAAUGAUGUUGGUGGAGAGCAAUGUGAGGGUGGUUGGAGCAGACAAGAUUGAUGUUGGUUGGAGCAUAGCAGUGAGGGUGGUUGGAGCAGCAGUGAUGUGGUUGGAGCAGCAGAUGAGGGUUGGUUGGAGCAGCAGUGAGGGUGGUUGGAAGAGCAGUGAGGGUGGUUGGAAGAGAAGUGAGGGUGGUUUGGAGAAGCAGUGCAGGAGUGGUUGGAGAAAGCUUAGAAGUGAGUGGUGUGGACAGCAAGCAGUGAGGUUGGUUUGGAGCAGCAGUAUGAGUGGUGGUGUGGAGAGCAGCUAGUGAGAGGUUGGUUAGAGCAGCAGAGUAGGAGGGUGGUUGGAGCAGCAAGUGAGGGUGGUUGGAGCAGCAGUGAGGGUGGUUGGAGCAGCAGUGAGGGUGGUUGGAGCAGCAGUGAGGGUGGUUGGACAGCAGUGAGGGUGGUUGGAGCAAGCAUGAGGUGUUGGAGAGCAGUGAGGGUGGGUGGGAGCAGAGAGUGAGGGUGGUUGGAAGUAGCAGAUGAGGGUGGUUGGAGCAGCAGUGGAGUGAGUGGUUGGAGCAGCAGUGAGGGUGGUUGGAGCAGCAGUGAAGAUGAGGGUGGUUGGAGCAGCAGUGGGGUGGUUGGAGCAGCAGUGAGGGUGGUUGAGGCAGAGGGGAGAGCAGUGAGGGUGGUUGGAGCAGCAGUGAGGUUGGGUGGGUGGAGCGCAGUGAGGGUGGAGCACAGUAGUGAGGGUGGUGGUGGAGCGCGAGUGGGGUGGAGUGGUGGUGGAGCAGCAGUGAGGGUGGUUGGAGCAGCAGUGAGGGUGGUUGGAGCAGCAGUGAGGGUGGUUGGAGCAGACAGUGGAGGGUGGUGGAGCGUGAGGUGGUUGGAAGCAGGCAGUGAGGGUGGUUGGAGCAGCAGAGUGUGAGUGAGGUGGUUGGAGCAGCAGUGAGGUGGUUGGAGCAGCAGUGAGGGUGGUUGGAGCAGCAGUGAGGGUGGUUGGAGCAGCAGUGAGUGAGAGUGGGUUGGGAGCAGAGUGACAGGUGUGAGGUUGUUGGGUAGGGUUGGAGCAGCAGUGAGGGUGGUUGGAGAAGCAAGUGAGGGUGGUUGGAGCAGCAGUGAGGGUGGUUGGAGCAGCAGUGAGGGUGGUUGGAGCAGCAGUGAGGGUGGUUGGAGCAGCAGUGAGGGUGGUUGGAGCAGCAGUGAGGGUGGUUGGAGCAGUGAGGGUGGUUGGAGCAGCAGUGAGGGUGGUUGGAGCAGCAGUGAGGGUGGUUGGAAGCGAAGUGAGGGUGGUUGGAGGGUGAGGGUGGUUGAGAGCAGAGGUGUGAGCAUAGCAGUGAGGGUGGGUUGGAGCAGCAGUGAGGUGGUGGGAGAGUGAGGUGGUGGAGAGCAGCAGUGAGGGUGGCAGUGGUGGUUGGAGCAGCAAUGAGGGUGGUUGGAGCAGCAUGAGGGUGGUUGGAGAGUGAGUGUAGGGUGGUUGGAGCAGCAGUGAGGAUGGUUGGAGCAGCAGUGAGGGUGGUUGGAGCAGCAGUGAGGGUGGUUGGAGAGCAGUGAGGGUGGUUGGAGCAGCAGUGAGGGUGGUUGGAGCAGCAGUGAGGGUGGUUGGAGCAGCAGUGUAGCAGUAGGGUUGGAAGAGCAGUGAGGGUGGUUGGAAGCAGCAGUGAGGGUGGUUGGAGCAGCAGUGAGGGUGGUUGGAAGAGCAGUGAGGGUGGUUGGAGCAGCAGUGAGGGUGGUUGGAGCAGCAGUCUGCAGACCAGCGACCAACAACAUAACAUACACACUCGGCACUACAUUAGCAGAUGACGGUGUUGUUGCUUUUUAAUUACCUUUCAUUUCUAUUUCUCUUUUCCGGUUCGUACUUCAUUAAAUGAAAACUUUAAUUGGAGGUUGUGUGUAAAAGCAGUGUCUCAAAUGUCAUAUGUCAGAUUUAUCAUGUGGGAAAAAAUUAAAUAAAUGCAAACUGGAGUUAAAGCAAGAGAGGUGCUCUCAACUCAAAUAUAGACCUGACAAUUAAGGCCAAGACCCAGGCUGCGACUAUAUCCAAGGCCAGUUGUAGCACAGUGCACCACAAGAGACAUUUUAAGGUAAUGUGGGCUUGAGCAGACAUGCGCAGCAAUCUCUGCGAACGUGAAAAUGUCUUGAAAAGCUGCUGUACAGUUACUCCAUUAGGAGGACCGAGGUAGCUCUGUUGUAGACGGUGUUAGCCCACUGAGCUGAAGCCUACAGCUCUGUUGUAGACGGUGUUAGCCCACUGAGCUGAAGCCUACAGCUCUGUUGUAGACGGUGUUAGCCCACUGAGCUGAAGCCUACAGCUCUGUUGUAGACGGUGUUAGCCCACUGAGCUGAAGCCUACAGCUCUGUUGUAGACGGUGUUAGCCCACUGAGCUGAAGCCUACAGCUCUGUUGUAGACGGUGUUAGCCCACUGAGCUGAAGCCUACAGCUCUGUUGUAGACGGUGUUAGCCCACUGAGCUGAAGCCUACAGCUCUGUUGUAGACGGUGUUAGUCCACUGAGCUGAAGCCUACAGCUCUGUUGUAGACGGUGUUAGCCCACUGAGCUGAAGCCUACAGCUCUGUUGUAGACGGUGUUAGCCCACUGAGCUGAAGCCUACAGCUCUGUUGUAGACGGUGUUAGCCCACUGAGCUGAAGCCUACAGCUCUGUUGUAGACGGUGUUAGCCCACUGAGCUGAAGCCUACAGCUCUGUUGUAGACGGUGUUAGUCCACUGAGCUGAAGCCUACAGACUCAUUGUCAGCCGGCUACUUUCUCCACUUCAUAAUUAACAAGGCUUCUUUUAAUUAAAAAUGCUUUAAAUCAAGUGUUAUUUGUCACAUGCUUCAUAAACAACAGGUGCAGACUAACAAUGAAAUGUUUACUGACGGGCCCUUCCCAACAAUACAGAGAGAAAGAAAAUAAAGAAAUAAUCGAAAAGUAAAACACGUCAUAAUAAAGUAACAAUAAAUACACAAUGAGUAACGAUUACAUGGCUAUAUACACGGGGUACCAGUACCGAGUCCAUGUGCAGGGGUACAGGGUAAUAACUUGGCUAUAUACAGGGGGUACCAGUACCGAGUCAAUGUGCAGGGGUACCAGGUAAUUGCGGUAGAUACACUACAUUGCCAAAAGUAUGUGUACCCCUUCAAAUUAGUGGAUUACGCUAUUUCAGCCACACCUGUCGCUGACACAGCCAUUCAAUCUCCACAGACAAACAUUGGCAGUAGAAUGGCCUUACUGAAGAGCGCAGUGACUUUCAAUGUGGCACCGUCAUAGGAUGCCACCUUUCCAACAAGUCAGUUCGUCAAAUUUCUGCCCUGCUAGAGCUGCCCCAGUCAACUGUAAGUGCUAUUAUUGUGAAGUGGAAACGUCUAGGAGCAACAACAGCUCAGCCGCGAAGUGGUAGGCCACACAAGCUCACAGAAUGGGACCGCGAGUGCUGAAGCACGUAGCGCGUAAAAAUAAUCUGUCCUCGGUUGCAAUACUCACUACCGAGUUCCAAACUGCCUCUGGAAGCAACGUCAGCACAAGAACUGUUCGUUGGGAGCUUCAUGAAAUGGGUUUCCAUGGCCGAGCAGCCGCACACAAGCCUAAGAUCACCAUGCGCAAUGCCAAGCGUCGGCUGGAGUGGUGUAAAGCUCGCCGCCAUUGGACUCUGGAGCAGUGGAAAGGCGUUCUCUGGAGUGAUGAAUCAUGCUUCACCAUCUGGCAGUACGACGGACGAAUCUGGGUUUGGCGGAUGCCAGGAGAACACUACCUGUCCAAAUGCAUAGUGCCAACUGUAACGUUUGGUGGAGGAGGAAUAAUGGUCUGGGGCUGUUUUUCAUGGUUCGGACUAGGCCCCUUAGUUCCAUUGAAGGGAAAAUCUUACCGCUACAGCAUACAAUGACAUUGUAGAUGAUUCUGUGCUUCCAACUUUGAGGCAACAGUUUGGGGAAGGCCCUUUCCUGUUUCAGCAUGACAAUGCCCCCGUGCACAAAGCGAGGCCUGCACAGAGCCCUGACCUCAACCCCAUCGAACACCUUUGGGAUGAAUUGGAACGCCGACUGCGAGCCAGGCCUAAUCGCCCAACAUCACUAAUGAUCUUGUCGCUGAAUGGAAGAAAGUCCCUGCAUCUAGUGGAAAGCCUUUCCAGAAGAGUGGAGGCUGUUAUAGCAGCAAAGGGGGGACCAACUCCAUGUUAAUGCCCAUGAUUUUGGAAUGAGAUGUUCGACAAUAAUCUUUUGGCCAUGUAGUGUAUUUACAUACACUGCGUAUACAAAACAUUAAGAACACCUGCUCUUUCCAUGACAUAGACUGACCAGGUAAAUCCAGGUGAAAGCUAUGAUCCCUUAGUGAUGUCACUUGUUAAAUCCACUUCAAUCAGUGUAGAUGAAGGGGAGGAGACGGGUUAAAGAAGGAUUUUUAAGCCUCGAGACAAUUGAGACAAGCCAAUCUACUACACUUAGGCUUCUGAAUGAAAUAUAUGAAACUGAUCAAACUAGAUUUAAUCUAAUUUCACUGUGAUUGGUUAGUCAAACAUGCAAUAAUACCUGUACACUGUGUUUAGAUUGAACAGAGUCGGGUUAACUGA